UCUGGCAAGCGGAGCAGGGGAAGCUCAGCAAUGGCUGGCUCCCCUCCGGCAGGGCGGAGGCGCUCCUAGGGGCUCCCGGCUCGCGAGUAAGUACGAUCGCGGGGGGCCCCGAGCGAGCGGCCUGCUUCGGGGGCCCCUCCGCCGCCGUCGCCCCUUUAAGGGAGGCCGGACGCGCUGUGUUUAAUGUAUCAAAUUGUGGCGGGUCACGUGAGGCCCCGGAGAAGGGGUUGAGCAGCGCCGCGGCGGUAGCCGCUGAGAGUCGACCGAGCCGGGCAGCGAGGGGCUGGCGGUGGCUGCGGCGGCUGGGGCUAGGCAGGGCUGGGCUGGGCGCAGACCCGGCGGAGGGGAGGGGAGCGAGGCGAGACGAGACGAGGCCCGGGACGGAGGCAACGGCUCCCUCCGGAUUGGACUCCCAUUCUCUCCCUCCUUCCUUCUUCCCCCCCCCUUUUUUGUCCUUGCUCCUCUGGAGGACUUCACGUUUCGUGAUUUAUCGGAACCGAUUGAUUGAUCGAUCGAUUGGCUUAUUGAUCGGUUAAAGGGGCCCUGCUGCUCGGGCGACGCGAAGCCGGGAUCGGGUUGAGCCGCUGUCCCUUUAAAGCCGAGCCGGGGAGGCCGGGGGUGGGGGGAGAGGAGAAGGGGAAAUCCUGCGAUGCGCCCUUGAUCUUUAGUCAUCCUUCCGCCCUUGAGUUCCUUCAUACCCCCCCACCCCACCCCCACCCCUCUCCCCCAUUUCACACCGACCCUAAUGCGCUUUCACCGCCCCUGGGAGAAGAAGAGGAGAGGAAGAGGCGGCGGCAUCGCUACCUAUUCCUAUAGGCAACCCCCCUUCACCUUGAUUGCCACCCCGUCGAUCUACGCAAAAGACCUCGAUUAAUUUUUAUUGUGCCAUCCGCUCUCUCUCUCUCUCUCUCUCUCUCUCUCUCUCUCUCUCUCUCACCCCGGCUCGUUCUCGCAUUAUUUUGCAAACCUUGAGGGGAGGGGGCUAAUAGGUUUUUUUUUAAAUGGGCUGUAUGUAUGCUGAGGAAAGAGAGCUCUUCGCUUAGCUCCCCCAUCCUGCGCCUUGCAUCAGGAAAAGGUUUUUUUUAUUAAAAAAAAUCUAUAUAGGGUUUUGUUUUUCCCCCGGUUGGGGGUGUAUUGAAUCUGAAUAAUCAGACAUAUAAACCUAUUUUCCACCCCUAUCGCCCAGUUUACGUGAUCCGGAACGUCUAUAUUAUUCCCUGCUUUCGUUCUGCGUGAUAGCGUGGCAAUAAGAUACCUCUCCUCUGCAUCCGACAACCUCCCCCCUUUAAUUUUCGUGGGGUCUUUUUCUCUCGGGUUGAAAUCGUGGCUCUGUUCUAUGUUGUUUGUUUCUCUUGCAUGUGGCAAAGGUGAAAGAUCGUCUGAUCCAUUGGUCUGCUACUUAAUUCUUGUUGUUUGUGACUGAGGGAGCAUUAGAAAGGUGCGGAAGAUAGAGGUGCGUGCCUGUGUGUAUGUGUUUGUGUGUAUAUAUAGAUAUAUACAGUAUAUAUAUAUAUAUUUAUAAAUCACACACACACACACACGCACACACAAUUUUUAAAAUAGAAUUUUAUUUAAAAGAUGGGGGGAGACCCAAGAUGGCUGGAGGUGGUUGUGAGGAGUAUGUAGGUUUUUUUUUGAUCUGAUGAUAAAAGCUAAAAGGCACAGCAGCUGCGGCUGUAUAAACUCAAUUUAAAACCCUCCCCUCCCCUCCCUCUCUUCUCUCCCCCCCCCCCAAUCAGGCGCACACUUUGCAGGGUGGUGCCAUCCACCCCUUCUACCCUCCCUCCUGUGUUUUUUUUUAACAGAUUUGUUUCUACUUUCUAAAAUAAAAUUUAAAAAUCUACCAAUUAAAAAAAAUCAGCUCAAAAUGGCUGAGGACUGACUGUGUCCUCUUGGAAUUGUACAUUUCAGCAGUUCCCUUUAAGCUGCUGCUGUCUCUCCUCUCCUCUCCUCUCUCUCCUCCCCCCUCCGGUUUUUUUUUUUUUUUUUUUUGCAGGCUGGUUCCAAAAGGAGAAAUAGCUUUCAUGUCAGAAGGAAAACAGAGAAGCAAAGGGGAAGAGGCGGGGGCUGGGCUCUUCAUUAGCAGUUGAGAAAUUCCUAUUCAGUUUGAUCAAGGCAUACUUGUUUUCCUUCCAGCAAGAGCAACCCAUCACUUUCCAAAAGACCAAGGGUUUUUGGAAGUGGGGGAGGAUUGUUUCCAUUUCAGUCUUGCUAAAAUAAAAAUCGAGGCAGAUUUUAAGAAGGCAGAAAUCCCACGAGGUAUUGUGAGCAGGUUGAUUCUCUGGGUUGAAUUUGUCUUCAGUGGUUUACACCCUCCUGGGUUGUCCUCCCCCUCUUCUCUUCAUUCCUAUUUGUGAAAGGAGCAAAGGAUGGGAGGGUCCCUUUGGCUCUGGGCUGGAAUUUCAUCCGAAUGAUUGACCCGUCUUCCUACUGAGAUUGCACUCUUCCAAAGCCAAUGAAGAAUAUAUAUAUAUUUUGCACCAUUCAGCUGCGUUAGAAGUUAGCUGGUCUUGCGUUUGGAUUGUAUCUCCCAACUUUUUUUGUGGUUUAAUUAAAGACUUGCAUUCUGAACUCUUUGAUGGGAGGACAAAUAAUUUGAAAAGCGAUUCUUUUGAGUUUGGUCAGGAGAGAGACAAGUUCUUUUAAAAUAUCAAAUCUUGGGCAGAAAGACACAAUAAUUUGGCAGUGUUUAACUUAGAAGGUUUAUAUGGCAUUUGGACUCCAUUCUGGAUUUUGUAUGGAAUUUUUUCAGUUCUCGGUAAGUUCUUUGCUUUUGCUUUUUAGAAUCAAAAGUUAAAACUUUGAGUUAAAGACUGUUUGAUUUUAAACCUUGCAAGCUUUUGUGGUUAACUUAAUUGUACCUAUUGGAUCGUGCUGCUGGGUUUUCCGGUGUGUCUCUGUGUGUUGUUUUACCUGGAAUCUUAGGAGAUAAUUCUUAAUUUUAUUUUAUUUUUUUGUUCAUUAGCAACUUAGUGGCCUUUCUGUUGCAAAAGUGGAAACUCAUCACCAUCUGCGUUAGUAGACCAAAAACUGACUUUUUAAAGAGAGAUUGCUGAAAAUAAAAAUCUGUUGGUGUGAGACAUGGCUGAAAACUGGAAGAACUGUUUUGAAGAAGAACUUAUAUGCCCCAUUUGCCUGCAUGUCUUUGUGGAACCUGUCCAGCUUCCUUGUAAGCACAACUUCUGUAGAGGAUGCAUAGGAGAGGCAUGGGCCAAAGAGACAGGGCUUGUGCGUUGUCCUGAAUGUAAUCAGGCCUACAACCAAAAGCCCAACCUUGAGAAGAACUUAAAGCUGACCAACAUUGUGGAGAAGUUCAACUCUCUCAACCUGGAAAAGACUCCUUCCGUCUUGCACUGUGUCUUCUGCAGGCGUGGGCCACCUUUGCCUGCCCAGAAGAUCUGCCUGAGGUGCGAAGCUCCCUGCUGCCAGUCUCAUGUUCAGACACACCUGCAGCAGCCCUCCACAGCACGUGGGCACCUCCUGGUGGAGGCGGAUGACGUCAGGGCCUGGAGUUGCCCCCAGCACAAUGCCUACCGGUUGUACCACUGCGAGGCUGAGCAGGUUGCGGUUUGCCAGUUUUGUUGCUACUACAGUGGGGCACACCAAGGGCAUUCGGUGUGUGACGUGGAGAUCCGGCGCAAUGAGAUCAGGGUAAGUGUGGAAAAUUGCCUCCAUGUUAUUGCUGGUUUUGGUCUGGAAGGUACUAGCAGAGUGUGUGGUGCCAUGCAAGAGAAGCUCAAAAAGUAAAUUCUCUGCCACAGAGGGUAUCCAGUUUAUAAAAGACCAACCCCCCACACCCAAACCCAUUAGAUCUGCCAGGCCUGAUCAAAGGCGCUGCUGAGACAAGGUAAAUAAUAACUGGUGGUGCAAUGAAACUGUGUCCCCCUCCCCUCCAGUUUUCUCGAUUGCACAUCAACUGGAUCAAUAUUGGCCCAGCAGCUCUUUUUAACCUCUAGUUCUGCCAGAAACAGUUUUAUCCUUAAUGAGAAAGGCUGCCUCUUCUGCUCAAAUGUUGCCUUUUACAAUAAGGAGCCAUUCUGUCUAAAGGUGACCUUUCUAUUUCUGUUUAUUUUUUAUUUGUUUUUUUGCAAGGCCUACAGAAAAUAUUUUCCCAUCAGUGCCAAUAAGGGUUUUCUGUGGGUUGCUGUGCGCAGUCUUGCUCCACCUUUACCAGUGCUUGUGCUGACAUCUUAGAUGUGCUGAAAACGAGGAAGUAAACAAAAGCUGACAUGAUCUUUUCAGGCCUCAUUAGAAAUGCAUCAAGGGAAAUAGACCCUCACUGAACAGGAUGUGAUGGGGGAAGGGAAGCGGGUCAAGCGGGCUGUGUGUGUGUGUGUGUGUGUGUGUGUGUGGUGCUUUCAAUUUGAAUGUGGCCAUUCAAACAAUAGUGGGGGGAUGGGGUGUGUGGUGGUGGUCUCUGAGGUUGUUUGUCACCCUGUGAAAACAAUAGGACCUUCAAAUCUUCUAACUGCUCUGCAAACAAUUGGGAGAAUAGGAGGAAAUCUGCUAAAGCUGCAGGUCAUUUGUAUAUAGUUAAGAGAUAAGCACAGGCCUAUUAGCAGGUAUAAAAGGGUUCUCCCUGUAGAUAAUUCUUCUCAGUAGUCAGCAAGUGCUGCAAAUGAUGCUUGGCAACUCCUGCCCCCACAUUGCUUUCUCCCCCCCCUUUUUUUAAUUAAAUAAGCCUCCCUUUGCUCUCUGGCUUGCCCUGGGAACCUUUUCGACAGGCCCAACCCCUCUGCUUCUCUCCCACAAGAAUGGAGCAGAGGGGAAAUCCAAUGGACUGGGCGGCUGAGUGCUCUGAAAUCUGGUUUCGGGCAGCUUUUUCUCCCAGGGGUUGGAAGCCAGGCCUUGAUUACAAUGCAGCUCUCCUAUUGUAAGGCUUGUCAAUGUCAACUCUCCAUCUUCCUCCCUCCCUUCCCUGUCCUUUCUGGGCCAAGCUGCUGAGAAGGGGGAAAAUUCCAUAUGACCUCCGUCCCUCUCUCAUCAUUGCUUUGGCUUCAUGCUCUGGAGGGGAGAGGUGGGAGGCCAUUUCUCCUUUCUGAACCAUCCAGAUGGGAAGGCUUAUCCCAGUGAAAAGCUAUUCUUUAGGGUCAGGAGAAAGGGAGUUUCAUUGGCAUGGCUGCCUCAAUGCCCAGCAGGUUCAGGGUAGCAUUAUGUCCCAUCAGUGGAACCGAGUUUGGGGCAGCGAGGGUGGGGUGGGUGUGUGGAAUGGCAAAGGAGAUAUUUGUAAUUCAAAUAUCUGUGGCUUUUGGAUAUUAAGUUGAAACCUGAGAUAAUGGCAUUAUUGGUUGGUGUUGCACAUGCAGAAAUUGGGGGAUUGGGACAGAAUAUCUCCAUAAGGAUCCAUGAAGGUUGACUGAGGGAUGCAUCCUCAGGGUCAUUUAAUGUAGUUGCAGCAGCGGGGCCUGGCUAAUAGUGGAAAAAGGUGACUGAAGACUGUUAAAAGAAUAGAUUUCAUCCAUAACAGACAGACACACACCACUUCCAUUUACACAUGCUUAUGGUUCUAAUCUGCAUUGGUGAAGGAGACCUUGGAAGCAGGGAGGGAGAUUUUACAGCAGAUUACUUCAGAUUUACUUCAUGGAUGUGAGCCUGAAUAUGUGGCAUAAGUCAAACAGGCAGGCAGGUGUCUGAGGCAGCUUCUUCCCCAAGCCUGGCUGCCUAGGCCUUUCCCCCCUUUGCUCCUCUCCGCUUAGGCCUUUCUCUUCUUUCUGACCUGAUCCUGUUGCCUUGAAACCUCAAAGCGGCGCAAACAGGCCCUCAGCUUCUCAUCAGGCAUCGUUGUGUAGGAUAAAUAUUUAACAACAAAUGAACAGUGGUGCCUGUAAAACAGGGACAACUUCCUGUGUAUUCUAACAGUGCCAAAAUGACUCACGAUUUAGCCAUUAAAAAGCGGAGUGGAGGGAGAGAGAGAAAGAAAGAAAGAAAGAGAGAGAGGAGUUGUAAAUAAAAUUUGCUAUCUCAUUAUUUUCCAAUUGGACAGCCAGGUCCUUGUGGGGAUUUUCGGGGUAGAAAGAGGAGCCUGUGAGCUUGAACAGGAAGGCUGUUUUCUCUCCUCCCCCCCCCCCGUUUUCUUUUUGGGAAGCCAAAAGAUCUCGGUGGAGGUGCCAGCGGUUCCACCACGCCCACACAGGAAGAAGGAAGAUCUAGCUAGGCUGCUAGGAAGCUCAAAGGGCUGGUUUCUCCCUUCCCCCUCCUUUCUUUCUAUUAAUAGGCACCCAUGAGGGAGAAGAGGGAGGAAUGCUGGGUUAAGCAGAAAAGAUGCCUUUUUCCCCCAGAUCUGGGAGAGGCCUGGUGAUGACGUGACUGGUGAAUUGAGACUGGCAAAUCCCAGUGGCAAUUCAGUUUAGAAAGAGCUUGUUCUUAAUGAGUCAAUUUUUAGGAAUUUUUUAGCUGGGUCCACACCCAUCUUUCUGCUAGAAGUUUCUCUUUGGGGUUUCUUUCUUUUGCUGAAGGCUUUUUAAUGUGGAAGCUACGGCCAGUCUUCUUUUAGUCUCUCCCUGCUUUUAGUAGUUGGGCCGCAUUCUGCUCGGGUUGCGCAAAAGUCCUUCCAGAAUCUCCGCUGGGGAUUUGCCUGAAUAAGCAGAGAUGGUCUGGACCAGCUACAGCGGCUGAACUCUGUGUCCUUGUGUUGGGAUGAGCAGAUCUGGGUUCUGUUCUCUCUUCUGCUGGCAAAGAGCUUGCCCAUUGUACAGUGUAGCUUGUGUGCUUCUCUUGGCUCUGCCAAACCUACCACCUUUUGGGUGGUAAGCUACUUAAUGCACGAAGGCUCACUUGUCUCCUAUAGCUCUUUUUAACCACCCCUGAGCUUGUGUUUGCCACUUCUCACUGAAAGUAAUGAGGUUCUUAAAGUUGAGGCUUCCCAUGCAAUAAUAUCUGAAUAGAAUAUUUGCUUAAACUCUGAAAGAACUGAGCUGCUACAUCACUCUGCUGCUCCGUGAAAGAGCACUGCUAGCUUAGAGGUAUGCCCAUCCCAGUUGUCUUUUCACAUAAUAUGCGUCUGAAUGGAGCCAAAGUAUACGUAGUCACUCUUGCACAUUCAUUUUCAAGAGUGUCCCUUUCCCCCUGCCCUUCCUUUGUUUUCCUCUACUGUUGAAAUUUCAGCUGUAAAUGAAGUGGGGGCAGGGACUGGCAUCUCUUGCUUAGGCAGUUUCUUCGUAAAGCACCAUGUGUGUUGUUGGUGAUAUAGCUGCCAGUAUCUGAUGCAGUCUGCACCUCUUCCUGCCUUGAGUGCUGUUACAUUCCCAGUUUCCUUGCUUGAAGGUUAGUACUUCAUUAAAGAAGCAUCAGCCUUGCCACUGUAUCUCUCAUGGCCACCUUUGACUAGCAUGCUGAGAUGUUCCUCCUCCUGACUGUUGUUCUGCUGCUCUGCAAAAAAGUGCGCGCGCGCGCUCUCUCUCUCUCUCUCUCUCCCUCCCUCCCUCUGUGUGUGUGUGUGUGUGUGUGUGUGUGUGUGUCAAACACACACACGCACACCUCCUUUUUGAAAAAUAAAAAUCCCGUUCCUAUAUGCUCCUAUGUGGCAAUUUCCCUGGAAACCUCUUUUAUUUUUUUGGGCAGCCAUGUGAUUUUAGGCAGCACAGAUUUCAUUGUGCAUAUUAAGCAAUCUCUAUCAUGCUUUUUUAAAAAAAAAAUAGGAAAAAGCAUCCUGUCCUAUGAGAAGGAGGCAUUAUUAUAUUAUAUUAUAUUAUAUUAUAUUAUAUUAUAUUAUAUUAUAUUAUAUUUUAUAUUAUAACCCAGUUUUAGUAUGAACUUUAUUCUGCCCCUUCCGUUUUCCUUUCCAGGCCAUUUUCCACUUCAGGGGCUCCCCCCAUGGACCUAAUGUUCAGAAGUGAAAUGAGGCACACUGGUACAAGGCCCCCCUAAACUGUGAACUAGCAUUAGGAGAGGUAUGGGGAGCUGUAGUUCAGCAGCUCCCAUAAUCUCUGAGCAGCAGCCAUUGUGGCUGUGGAUGAUGGAUGUUGGGAGACUAGCAAUGUUUGGCGGUUGGCAGGUUCUCCCGUCCUGCUUUAGGAAAAGGCAGCUAAGAUCUAGACAAGGGUCUAGGGCAAAGAUUAAUAACGAAUGUUUGACCUUUAAACAAUGGAAUUCAUGAGUGGUAAAGUUUAGGGUGCAUCUUCUUGGAGUGUUUCUGCCAAUACUGGAGGACUAUUUUAAUGGCUUAAUUUUGGGUAAAGAAGUGGCAUGUACAGCAGCAGAUGGGAGACACUUAGCUGGUGGUGGGAGGAGAAAUGCAAAUCCAAACUCCUGGAUUGUUGCCAGGUAUGUUAAAGGGCGCGUAUAUAUACUGCUGAGCCUUUAGUCAAGCCUUGUGAGCCCGUUUGUCUUUUUUUAAAUGAAUGAGAACCUAAGGAGAGCCUGCUGGAUCAGGUCAAAGGUGCAAGCUAGCCCAGCACUGUUCAUUCACAGGGACCAACCAGAUUGGGGGGUUGCUGUGUCAAGAUGCUUGCAGUACAGUCAUACCUCGGUUUACAGACACUUCAGGUUGCGUUUUUUCGGGUUACGGACCUACCAAAACCCGGAAGUUCCGGAACGGGUUACUUCCGGGUUUCGGGGAUCACGCAUGCGCAGAAGCGCCGAAUCGCAACCCAUGCAUGCACAGACGCGCCGCUGUGGGUUGCGAAUGCUGCAGGUUGUGAACGUGUAUCCUGCACGGAUCACGUUCGCAGCCCGAGCGUCCACUGUACUUUACAGUUCUGCAAAAAAUAAAUAUGGACUGCCCUGUUCCAAACAUUUAGGGAGAGCCAUAGCAUCCACCGGGCGUGCAGAUGGUCCUAGUUUCAAUCCUUGGCCUCUCUGGGGAGUGUUGAGAAUGUCCCCUGUUUGAAACCUUGAAGAGCUGCUCCCAGUCAGUUAGGGUACACCAGGGUGGCAACUUUAGCCCCAGGGAUCCAAAGUGACCCUCCACACGCCUCUCUAGUUGCCUCACACCUGACCAGCCCUGCUCUGUGCCCCCUUCAAGUACUUGCUGGAAUGUGUCCUAGAACUCUUGUGAUGUGCAUGUAGAAACUUUUUGACUUUUGUGCAGCUGGAAUGUUGUGAACUGUAAAGACAAGCUGCCUCUGUUGCUCCACCCACUUGGCUUCUGGCCUUGCCCAAAGCUCCCCUGGUGCAGAAGAUGCUGAGCCAGGCAGGCCAGGGGUCUGUCUCUGUAUUACGCAGCUUCCGAUGUGCCUAGAAAAUUGAGGGAUGUUUAUUGUGCUUCACUUAGGGGCUGCUUCAUGUAGCAUUUAUGUGUGCUGCAGUAAGUACGUGAAGUGUGUAAGGGAGAUGCUGUCAGGGAAUGGCAAAGCUGUGUUGCAGUCAUAGGGAUGCUCUCUCCUGAGCUCAUCCAGGGGAAGGGGUCAGCGAUUUAUGGGGUUUUGUGCCCACCCGUGAAGCAGGAGCCAGGGCUGUAGCAAGGGGAAGAGUCCGAGGAGGUGCAGGAAACAUCAGAAGCAUAGGGAGAGACUGUUGCUGAGAGGGAUAGCCCCCACACCCCCUUCCUUGCUGUAUCCAAGGACCAGGAGGGGCUUGAAGAGGCUGGCACAGUGGCAACGACUGUGCAGGAGAAUUCACAGGUUGCUUGGCCUGGGUAUGCUCAGGGCAGAUGUAUUCUCCAAGCACACUGGGAGAUGGUAUUUCCCGUGUCUCUCCAUACGUGUCUGGAAACCUGCACCUUCCUUUCACACUUUACCAAAGCAAGCGGUGGUGUGUAGAUGGUGCAAACAAGAUUGCCAUAGAAUUGUAGAAUUGGAAGGGACUAGGAGGGUCAUCUAGUCCAACCCUCUGCAAUACAGGAAUCCUUUUACCCAAUGUGGGGCUCAAACCCACAUUCCUGAGAUUGAGUGUCUCAUGCCCUGCCAACUGAGCUAUCCCCAAUGUGAAACAGUUUUUUUCUAAUUCCCUCCAGUUAUUUUCCUUUUUGUUGGUGGCUUCUGGGCAUCAAGAGAAAUGGUGACAACCAGAAUAUUUUUUUAUAAAGUUAGUUAUUGCCAGAAUCAUGAUAAAACUGCAGUGGGUUGUCCUCCUAGGAAGUAGCAGAGCUGAUAGUGAAAUACCAGGAGGUGGUACUUGUGUCAACCCUAAACAAGGUGAAAAACAAGCAUGCAUAUUUUAAGUAUGCACCCUCUUGCACCCUCUCUGCUCCUAAACAGAACUGAGUUUUGUUUGUUUGAUACACAGGUAUAAUUUCAACACGUCAAAUUCCUGCCUGCCCUUUACGAGAAACUGUGUUGUCUUUGCCUGGGGGCAGGCCUCUUACAUACAGACUAGUAUGGGCAAUUUUCCCAAAUAGACACAAUAGAAAUUUGUGACAAGCAGAAGCCUUUAAAAAAAAAGUUGUGCAAUAAUUUUACAUACUGUUGACAUUGAGCAAAAUGCAUAGGAAUAUCUUGCACCUAUAAUGUGGAUAUUGUAGUGGGAUUGCAACUUCCUCUCCCAUUUCACCCUCUCAAAAAGGUUGUGAUCAGAUAAAUUUGGACUUCAUCUUUGCUUUUCAGUUUCCACAAUUCUAGUUUAUCCUGGAGAGUAGAAAUAUUCUAAGCAGGGGUACAGGACUCUAAAAAAGAAUCUGACUGCUGCCCAGUUCUGUUCUUAGGCCUUCUGGAAAGAUCAGACUUCUGGACUAUUUCUGGUUGCUGGGAGUUAACUCUUGUAGAAAAGGCCUAUAACCUAUUUUGGCCUGUUGCUGAAAAUGCAAGCAGAGGGGAUCUCCAUUUCACUGCUAAUUUGAAUGUUCAGUGUCAUCACUGGUGGGUUAAAUUGAGGCAAAGGAUUUUUAUCAAACUACAAAAUGUUAUUUCACUUAUGAUGCCAAGAUAUCCACGUUAUCCGUGACUGUUUCUUGUGAAUGGUUCGCUACCCCACUACAGGUGUUAAUACAUUCAUCUCAACAAUGUCACCAGUCUGUUUUUGUAGAUGUGCCUAUUUAACAUACAUUUAAGCUCUAAUUAUUACUGCCUAUAACUUUGUUUCUCAUUGCCGUUCCGUUUUCUCCUUCAUAUACCUGCCAACUAAGAUUUUAGCUGACGAAGUGGACUUCAGUCCACAAAAGCUUAUGCUAUAAUACAUUUGCUAGUCUUUAAGGUGCCACAAGACUUUUUGUUGUUUUUGCUGCAGGAGACUAACGCUGCUGCUGCUGCUGCUGCUGCUGCUGCUGCUGCUGCUGCUGCUGCUUCUUCUUCUUCUUCUUCUUCUUCUUCUUCUUCUUCCAUGUUUCUGUUGCUUUUGACUCUGAUUGCUUAUUGUGGCUUUUAAGUUCACCAUGGAUAAAUCUGUUAAUUAAAUUGCAUUUGUUGCAGGCACCUUCCUAAGGUGCAUCAUUAGCAAAAACAAAAAAACUUCAGCAGUGUAUCAUUUGCCAUGAUUCACAAUUAAGAUAAUUUUUGUGCUGAACCAAACCUCACAAAAGUUCAGCUUUUUUGCCACUAAGAGUUCAACUUGCAGAGGAGCUGAGCUCUUGUAAGGGCUUGGUAGAGUAGUCUAUCUCAUUGCAGAACAAAUAAAUCUUAAUUGUGAAUAUGGCCCUCCAGGAGACACUAAUGAAGAAACCAAUUUGCUAGAACAAUACCUCCCCCAACCUUGUCAGAACUAUUAAGAAUGAAUGUUUCUUGCUGCUAAAAUCUACUAACUGCCCUAAACAGGGCUAUGGAAAAUAUUUAAAAUUCCAAGGCAUCAGAAUCAAAAGUUUUCAUCAGCAGCACUGGAACUUUACAGUUGUGGAAUACAUCCAACCUUUACUUUUGGUGUUGGAUUGGGACAACGUGGGAAGUCUGCAGCCAUUUCCAUUAUCUUAUAGGGUCCAAUGCAUGAGCUUCUGACCUUUAGUCUUUAUACCUUUUCGGCUAAGCAUGGAACCUUUGUAUCAUGUCCUAAGAGAUACUGACUGCUUUUGGGCAGUUGCCUGCUUUGGAAGCUCCCGGUUUGAAGUAAUCACAGACCAUAGUUUGCCAAUUUGGACACAAAUUAAGCUUUAGUUUGCAGUUAAAACAGGAAGUAAUGAAUCCCCACAUAUGAGGGGUGGGAGGAGCCUUGGCUUAGAGGAGCAACAUUGAAGUCUGCACAGUUUGCUUGUGGCUUGGCUUCUGUUGUCUUUCAAAAACUUAUUUCUUCAUAUUUGAGCCAUUUCCUUCUUGAUGCCUUGCAUUCGUAGUGCUAAGGGAGCUACAUCUUUACUGCGUAUUUUGCUUGCUGAAGAAUUGUGCUGUGGCUGCAUGCACACCAUGAAUUUAAAGCACAGUCCCUGCCCCCAAGAAUUCUGGGAGCUGUAGUUUGUUCAGGGUGCUUAGAAUUGUAGCUCUGUUAUGGGUAAACUACAGUUUCCAGAAUUCUUCCUUCCUUUCUUUUUAGGGGAGGGGAAGCAAGGUGCUUUAAAUGUAGAGUGUGUACACAGCUCAAGGUAUGUGUUUCUUUAAAAGUCAGCCCUUGAAUUUGCCUACAAUGAUUUGCAGCACUGAACUGGUUUAGUUUUCAUUUUGCGAAUUUGCAGCCAUUGAAGUGUUUUGUUUUGUUUUGUUUUUUAAAGAAAGACUUUCCUCAAUGCUUUAAAAAGUGAUCUGAACGACUACAGCAUGAAAUAAACACAUCUUUAAAAAUUCCCCAUUCUCUUUAUGUGUGCCUAUACUUUUACAGCAAAUUCAGUAGACUUAAUGAUAUGGCAUAGGCACCAUUUAAAAUGCCAUUCUUUAGCCACAUGUAGUUCCUCUUGAACUUGGGCCUUUAAAAGAGGGGAAGGGAGCCUCAGGCCAAGGGGAGGCGGAAUAUUGCCUUAAGGACUCCUUGGACCACACCCCUUGCUAGCCCUGCUUAUGUGUCUUUGAUAGUGGAAGAUAAAUAAAUAAUGUGUGUUCCUGCCUUUUGCAUGGCUGGAAUGUAGUCUGCUCUCACAUGCAUUGCUUUGCCCACUCUUGUCUCUGGCUCUCCCUAUCACCUGCAUGCAGCCCACCCAAAGUUUCACCACAAGGGAAUGCAGUCUUUGGCUAGAAAAUGGUUCAUCAUCCCUGCGUCAGAGGGAAACACAUAACUUUAAAACAGGUAUGUGGAACAUUUGGCCCUCCCAGAUACUGCUAAACUACAAUUCCCAUCGUCCCUGGUAAUUGGUGAAUCUUGCAGAGGCUGAUGGGAGUUGAAAGUUCAGCAACACCAGGGAGGGAGGGGAAGACAAAGGUUUCCUACUCUGCCUCUAAAGCCAUAAUAUUUGUAAGUUGUCUUUUAAAAGUAAAAAAAAUAUAUUCUGUGCAUGAAAUCCCUUCCCCCUCUCAGGUUUAUCACUUGUGUCUGGCAGUGUAAGCAUUUUGUACCCCAAAGCUUUUAUGAAAGCUCAGUAUUUGCCUCAUAGAAGGGAAAUGGUCUUGCUGCGUCAGUUCUGCUGUGGGUAACAUGCAGGAAAGAUGCUUCUGACUCUGAAUUGCCCUAUAUACCUUGAUGUAUCUGUUCUGUAGGAGACAAAGCACCUUCCUUCACACUGAAUGAAAGGGAUGUGAAAUUAACAUGGGGAUGGGGGCAAUGGGUCUACCAGACAGAAAUGCAUUUUUGUGAGCAAAGCAUGUCAAAAAGAGCCAUCUUUGGGGAGAGAUCUUGAACUGAAUACUUCAGCAUUGCAAAUGAGUAGCAAGGAAGGGAGAGAGGGGAGAGAGAGAGAGGUAGCCAGAAACCUCAGCAUGAGCAAGCCUGGCAUGUUUUGCCUAUCUGGGCAGAGCAGGAGUUAGCAAAUUCACUGCAAACAUCCUGUUCUCUCACCUUAUAUCACUUGGAGCAACUGACCACUGCAAGCCCUACCACCACUGCUGGUGGCAGGAUAACUCAGGUGGUCUUUUGUGCUUGAGGAGUUCUGGCAGGAGUGCAUUAUCUUGCUGAAAAAGAGUCCUCUUCACUUUUGGUGUUUUAAAAAUGCAGAGUUAGUCCAGCUCCACCCAAGCUAUAGGGCAGCCAAGCAGCGAGAGAGAAAACAGAAUCCUUAACCAGAGACUGUCUCUAAGGGGCUCCUGAAGCCCAGCCACUGUACUUGAAGGGUGGUACUUAAAAACCCCUUAAAGCAUAGAUGGUGGUGUCAUGUUCUCCGCAUAGGCAUAAUCUUGACAGGGUGAUCUUCCUCUUCCCCAGCCUUCCCUGUCUUUGUUUUUCUUUCCCCCCCUCUUUUUUGUGAGUUAACAUACUUGCACUCAUGAUUAUAAUCUUGCAUGGGCGGUAGGAGCAUAAGUUUCCUCCGGCUGGCCUGUAAACGUGCUGCCAUCUGCUUUCCCAGCUCCCUUUGCUGCUAUGCCUGUCACUUUAAAUGUUAAGCUGCAGGCUUUCUCUUCCCUCUUCCCCAGUGCAGCAGCAGAAGCUAUUCCAGUCCUGCCUCUCCCUCCCUGAGAGAGGCCCAGCCCUGCUGCUGCUCUCAAGUCCCUUGGCCUGCAGCACCCUUGAUGUUCCCCUGCUUGCCUUGCCAAAGGAGUGCUGUUGUAUUCUGAGAUUUCUCUCUACUGGGAAUGCUGACCAAAUGCUUAAAAAAAAUUGCAAUGACUUAUUAGGCCUUGGGUGAUCUCUGCAAAUCUGCCAUCAACCACCAAGCCCCUCUCCUCUUCCUCCUCCUCCUCCUCCUCCCUCCUCUCUUCUCCGCCCCCUCCCUCCCUGACUGAUUGGUCUGGACAGCUUCUAAAUUCUUUAAGCUGGGUUUUUGUUUUCAUGGAAAUUUAGGGAGGCUGGAAAUUAAAUUUAUGAGAUAGCAGGAAGGACUGCUUCAUAGGAAUCUGAGAGAUUAUGGUCUCUUUUUAACUACUGCAGAUACUGGUGACAUUGCAACCAGGGUCUUAGUAUGCUAUAAGGAUGCAAGUGCCCUGGGAAUUCUGACCUCAUCUAAAAAUAGAUUUUGCAUUUCCCGGGGAUUGCACUAUUUCUUCCCGCCUUUUUAGUUGUCACGGCCUUUUUGUAUGGUUUCAUUUUAGAUAACUAGCCUUCACUUACCCCACCCUCACAGGGUUAUUAUUAUUAUUAUUAUUAUUAUUAUUAUUAUUGAGUCACUAAGCAAAAUAGCCAGGCUUCAGUGCAUGCUAGGAAGGGAAGGUUUGUAACUAUGGAUGCAGGGAGUUUCAUGAAACAAAUAAGAUGCACGGACAGGUCAGGGGUGGUUGCAUGUGGCAGGAGUUGGCAGACGAGGCGGCUUCUGAAUUUGGCAGUGCUAUACAAUAUAGUUUAUCCAUGUAAGUUAGGCCUAUGAGGGGUGUGGGUGUGUAUGUAUAUAUAUGUAUAUCCAUAUCUAUCUGUCUUAUCUAUCUGUCUAUAUCCAUCUAUAUGCACUCUUUUUUUAAACUUAUCCCUUCAUCAUUAUACCAUCUGUGGGAGAGGGAGAGCAUAUGGGAGUAAAAGUAAGCACCCUCAAGUGACCUUGUGGGUAGAUGGGGAGGAUGGGGAUUGUAGCUUGUGGCUUUCACUUUGUGUGCCUAUUCUCAUCAAGCCAUGCUUGAAUGGAGUGCAAAGCAGAGAGUGGUCGUCUACUGCCAUCACUUAACAUUUGCGUAGCGCUCAAAGAUAUGCUAGGCACUAUUUGACAAGGUGACAAUUUGGCCUUCCCCCUAGAAUAACACUGGCUCCCUUUUGCUGUCUAGACCUACAGAUCUACGCACAGCUCUGGAAGCCUAUAGAAAAUACCUUUGGCAGUGAUAAAUUUUGGUGCUGUGUCAGUCUGACCCUGGGUUGAUCUAUACCAUUUAGUGCAACCGUUGGAGGAGCAAAGGCAUGGCGAACCAUUCUUUCCCCUGUAUGAAUCCUAUUGAAAAGGCCAAAAGCACCUUAAUUUAAAAGUCUAAUUUCCUCCUCCUGAACAGAGGAACUCGAUGGCAAAGCUUGACAUUCUCGCUGACCUCCCACUAAUUAAAUGGACAGAAGACGCGCUUUUUAGUAUAGGCUGCAUUGUUUGGAAGGCUCAUUCUUGUUUAUUCCUUCUCUCAUCUUGCGAAUUGUGCUUUCGUGUACAGUCCCCAUGUGGAAAAAUGAUUUUUCCUGAUUUCUCUCCGCUUGUGUUUCUGCGCUUCCCCCCUUCACUGCAAUUGCUCUUGAUCCGAACCUCUCGCAAAGGCCAGCACACUGCUUUUUCAUGCAUUGAAACGAGAUAGAGGGAGUUAAGGGGCUGCCUGAUAGCAAACACAGUUGUGAUUGGCUGUGAGCAAGAAGAAAAGGUGGUUGCUUCCCUAGAGCUUCACUGCUCCUGGCUCUUUCAUCCUCCCCUGCCCCCAUCUUGUGUGUCCUGAUAGCUUGAUGUCUAGUAUAAGUAGGCAGUUGACCCAUAUGUUAUGGGGGGGCGGGAAGCAAGGGGCUUUCCCUUGUGAACUGCCUUGCCACUCACUUGCUGAUCCUCCCUCUUUAAUUUCCAGUUUCCCAAUGUAUUCUCUGUUUGUAGCAUACUUCAGCCAUGCAGGAAACCAACAAGAUUUGGAGCCCCCCCUUUUUUUUCUUUUUUUUUUGCAGUAUUCUGGACUGUACCAUUGUGUGGUGCAGGGAGAAUAUUUUUGAGUGCUUCCCCUUCCAUCAAGUUUUCUCCAUGACUUGCCUGUCAAGAAGACUAUCCCGAGCAUAUCUCUCUGAUACGUUAGAUUUCUACAUGCAGUGUUGCUGUUGUUGUUUUACUGUGCAGAGUACUAAAAUUCUCCCUUUUUUGACACCCCCCUUCAUUUAUCUAAGAUGGUACAGUCUACAAUUCUGUCCCAGUCUGUCACAUCAUUCUUUGUAAUGUGUAGAUCAAAUUUUGGGGGUUGUGAAGGUGAUGCAGCCAGACAAAACAAUCUUGAUUUGGGUCUCUUUCAAGGCACGCUUCUAGGCCUCAUAGCUGCAGAACAUUGGUUUUUGCUUAGCGGAAAGAUGUGUUUGGAUCUUUUUAAAAUAAUUUGAAGGCGAUAGCGAUUCUCUGCAUAGUGGAAACAAACAGAACUAGAAAGGAGGGAAAACCUUGAAAUGUCCUUUCCAAAAACCGUGCAAGGGAGAACGCCAUUGAGGGUUCAGCAGCCUAUGAGAAGAGCUAGUCUGGACACUGUUUGUUGAGUAAUUUCAGUGCUGCUUAGCCUGCUGUGGGCAUUGUGAUUGGGGAAAGAAAGCUUUGAAUGACGAGCCUAUCUGUAGCUCUGUCUGGAUUAAAAACAUGUAUUUAUGAACAGCUUUUAAAGUCAGCACUUGGGGCAGGGAGGAGAGAGGAGGAGGCUCCAGCUUGGCAGGCAUCUGCUUUUGCUGUGGCCUCAGAGAUGAAUGGGGCCCAGGGUGGUUUAGCUGCAGAGUUGGUUUCUUUGGCGACUGUGCUCGCUUGGUGCUGCUUCUAGGCUACGGAGAGAAGGCUCUGGGCAGUCCUAGGGGGACACGUGGCCCAGGAAAUGAUGCCAACAUGGUGUGUUCGCUGUUAAAGAUUAAGUGGUGUCCCCCCACGAUCAAAGUGCCCAGCCCUGAAAUGAGCAGGAAUUUGCUUCCUGUUGAUCUCGGGAAGGUCAAACAGCUGCUUUCUAGGCCUUAGAAGCCACCUGUGUACUCGAGUGUAAAAUAGUGAGGCUCUUCAUUAAACACUGGGUUGUUGUUGUUUUAUUUCACUCUAAAGUGCUGGCUAAGUGAAAGCUUGGUAUGAGUUCUAUAUGGUAUGAACACAGGCCCUCUUCUGUAAAUUUUGCGUCUCUUUAUUGUACGGGUUCCAAAAUGUUCAGCUGGAUGCAGCAUCCAUAGUGGAGACUUUUCUAAGUGGCAGAGAAGGACAAUUGACUGAAAGGUAGCACUAAGCACAGCUAUGCCUUCUCAUAAAUAAUGUGCUCUCAGUAGCUGAAAUCCUAUAUAAUUCCCACUGCUCCUCUUUCCCUUCAUGCUUGCAGAAAUGGUUUUAGAAUAAUCCAGUAUUUGAUUAACCAGUAGGGCUUUAUUGACUUGCCAGAUUUAGGAUUUAGCCUGACCGGUCUCUGCAACCUUUUCUCUUCAGCCAUGAUUUCCUGAAACAUAGCCUUCCUUUUCCCCCUUUUCUCUUUUGAAUGUAACUAAAAUAAAUAAGCCUGCAACCUCUGGGGCAUUAAGAAGAAUGCUGCAACCUGUCAAAGCUUGCAAGAAUCAGACACUCCUCUUGAGCAGUAGACAGAAUGCUAGUGGCUACUGGUUAGUGUGUGGGGUUCCUAGGCUCCCAUGGCAAUCAAAAUGGUGAGAUGGUGGCAGUGUUUGUGCUGUUUGGGGAGGAGAGCUUUUUUUCAGUAACCCAGAGGGAAAGACAUCUAUCUCAAGGAGUUAUAAGGUACAGAGAUUGGUUCCACAGAGCUGCUGCAGUGGCUAAGAAAUUGAGUGGUGAACCAGGAAAUAUCAGAUUCAAAUCUCACCAUGAACUCAGUAGAUGACUUUAAACAAGCAGCCUUGGCCUGCUACCUUUUCUGCAAUAGGAAGAUGAUUGUAGUGACCUACUCCACAGGGUUGCUGUGAAUAUUAUUGAGAAGGUAUAAGAAGUACUUUUAUCGCUUUAAAGUACCGUACUAUAAAAAUGCAUGGUAUUCUACUGUAACUAUAGAAAGGUGAAUAUGUUCCUUUUGAACAAGAUAGCAACCUCCACAUCUUUGCAUGUGUCACGUACGUAGGUACAUCUCCACAUUGAAUCUGAAUGUUCUUCAUAUCUACAUGUGGCAUGUAUCUUUCUCAGCCUGUCUCCUUGUGGUGGUCUUCUGGAAUAGUGGUUUCAACCUACCUAGGUCAGGUGUGGGGAAAGUUUGCCCUCCCCGUGUUUCAGAACCCAGCAUUUCAAUCAUGGUCAAUGGCUAGAGAUUAUGGGAGUUGUAGUUCAGAAACACCUGGAGUGCCGCAGGUUCCCCACACCUGGCCUAGCCGAUAUUCUGCUCUGUUGUGUCUAUGAAGUAUUUAUUUAAAGGCUAAUGUGGCAUAGUACUAUCCAAAUUACCGUGGCUUGGCAAGACCUCUGCUGGUAGAGCGUUGAAUUUAUUUGGAGUGCUACUUUGAGCAAUUAUUUUUGUUGAGCUAUUUUAAAUGGAAUUUGCCAAAAUCUACACUUCUGACAUGGGUUGUCAUAUGUCCGGAUUUCCCCAGACAUUUCUUUGCCUCAGUAUGAGUAAUCCAGACUGAUGUCUUGACCCCUCCUCAAGGGCAGAAGAGGUUCAAGAUGCUUUGAAGAAGAGCUGUAGCUCAGUAGUAGAGCACAAUGUUUUGUGAAUAGAGGUUCCAGGGUCAAUUGCUGGUGUGCCCAGGUGGGGUUGGGAAUAUUCCUUGACUGAAACACUGGGGAGCUUCUGCCUGCCAGUGUUGAUAAUAUUGAGCUAGAUGGACCUAUGGCCUGACUUAGUUUGGUAUAAGUAGCUUCCAAUGUACCAGUCCAAGAUCUCUGGUGUCACUUAUUUGUACUAUAACUCAACCCAUCUUGAUGCUCUUAUGGUAGCAGAAGUGCUCAUGUCAAGAUAUCUCAUUGCCUUGUUACUCUCUCAUCUAAUGGGAGAACAAAUGUUGAUUGCAUGUUUUGAGAAGUCUGCACAUAAAAUCAUACAAUUGUAGAGUUGGAAGGGACCCUGAGGAUCAAUCCCCUGUAAUGCAGGAAUAUGUAAGCUUGGUGUUAUCAGCACCAUACUCUAACCAACUGAGCAAUCCAGCCUGACUUGAUCCCACAUGCAUGUUUAACUACUCUAACAAUUUGUAGCAGAGAUGGCUACCUGGGGGCCUUCUACAGGUUGCACUCCCAGCUUCCAUCAACUUCAACCUCCAUAGCCAAUGUUCAGGAAUGAUGGGAGUUGAAGUCCAAUAGCAUUUGGAAGACCAUAGCUAUCAGAAUUCCUUUGACUCCGUAUUGGACUCCCUAUUCCUGAUUAACAGGAAACCAUAAUAAUUAAGGACUCCUAAUACAACAUACACUAGAAUGAUGGAAAGACAAUGAAUUAUGAUGUCCUAAAGUAAAAAAAUCCAGCUACUUGGCAAGUUCGCUGUGAACGCUAAACCCAUUGCUCUUGAAACUAGAGACUGUACUGGCAAGUGUUUUGUCAUAUGGACUAUUGAAUGAAGCCAUAUAUUAUGUGCUGCUUCAAGGCAAGGACUAUUCUCGUGCUCCCAUGGUCCACUGCUUUCCUUCUAGAAACAGAAUGUAAGGACCAGCUUUAAACUAAGCUACCUUUCCUUGCCUCUUCCUCCAGUAACACGAACUUUUCUCAUUGAACUUUAUAAUGGCUGGGUGAGCAUCCUCUGGGGGCUUGCGCUUUUCAGUCUGAUGUGUGUAUUAUACUUCGUUAAGCUUAGAUGUCCUUUAGACUUGUGGUUCAGAGCCUGUGGCAUGUGGACUCCUUGGCGGAGGUGCGGGCCAAGCAUGGCGUUUUCUCAAAGUGUCUUCAAGCAAUGUUCCUCCAACUAGCACUUGAUUUCUUCCUCCACAUUCUUCAUUUUCACAGUUGCAUCUCCAGGGGAGCUGCAUUAACAUUGAGGAGCUUCUGAUCAUUGGAAAUAAGGGAGGCUUUGGCCUGUGCCUUCCUUGUUUUUCUUUGCUGGUGUGGUGUGAGGUGUACUUAGAAGAGCCUGCCUUCCCUGCUUUGCUGCUUUGUCUGCAGAGGUGUGUUGCACCUGUGGUUUUCUGGUCUCUUAUAUUGCACUACGUGUAGGACUUAUUGGUGGAAGGUGGAAUACAUGGCACAGCAGCUGGAAGGCCCUUAAUUUGAGUUUAGGCAGCUCUGUGGAUCGUUGGAAGAAUUUCUGGCCUCCUAAUUACUUAUUGCGCUUGAGUUCCUUAGUUUUAGCAUUAUUGGAGAUUAUUUCUGGUGCUUUAUUAGGAUAAAUCCAUUGCAUGCAGGUUAUUGAGGGGGGUGUUUCUGGCUUUUUUCUGGCUUAGGUCGUUUUGGGGGCAGAUUUUUAGGGGCUCUCAUUCCAUGUUACUUUUGCUGCUCAAGCGUGCAGGCUUAUGAAAAAGGAAAAAAUACAAAUACUAAAUAUAAAUAAAAUAGAAUUAAAUUAAUUGUCUAUGUAAAUAGCUUUAUGUACAGGGAUUUCAUUGAAGUAUACAACUGAUAGCCCUGAUUCUAUGUGUAGGAAUACAUUACAUUAAUAACAACGAAUGUCUUCAUUUUAAUUAUUUUGGGGAUUACUUCAGUUGAGUUCCCUUGGAAAUAAAUACAUUUGUAUUUAGUUCAAUUGGAUUAGUUGGGUUGUUGGUCAUUGGGUAUACUGGGUAUGUAAAUGAAUGAAUUUAUAAUUAUAAAUACAGUUAUAUUUCAUGCCUUUUUGAAUUGAUUAAUUGCAUCGAUCAGUGCAUAUACUGGGGAAAUAAAUAAAUGAAUUUAUAUUUAUCAAUACAUUUUAUAUUCAAUAACUUUUUGAAUUGUUUGCUUUGUUGAUUGAUAGGUAUAUUGGAGAAAUAAAUGAAUGAAUUUUUGCUACCUUCUUUGACUUCAGCAACUCAUUUAAAAGCAUUAUUGAGUUCAUAAUAGUUUUUUGUCAUUAUAUGUAUUUCCAAUUAAUGGAGCCUAAAAUUACAACAGUAUGUUGGGAUCUGUGAAUUUUUUUGAGAUUGAAAAGAGGUCCUUGUGCUCAAAAAUUUGGCAACAGCUCUUUUGGGCCAUAGCUGAGCUUUCAAGCCCAAGUGACAACUUGUCACUGGGCAGUUUUGAACUAAGUUUUAUUCAAAGUAGACCUAUUUAAAUUAAUGAAUUAAAAUUAUUAUUUAUUAAAUUUGUAUACCACUUUUCAUCCUCCGUAGAUCUCGGGGCAGUUCACAGCAAAAAAAACAACAACACAAAAUAUAUUAUAAAAACAGGAACAGGAACAAAAACAAAACAGUACGUCCCGCCCCGCUCCUACAACCCCUCACUUAGUUUAUUCAGAAACAAAUGGCUAGCACAGCAUUCUUGGUUUGUGUGGCUCCAGGAGGUGGUAUGGUGUUUGUGCAGACAGUCUCCAGUUAACUUGUUUACACAGUUAACUUGUUUGCCUCCUGGUGCUGUAGAGGAGUCUUGUUCAUCUUGUGGAGUAGCAACUAAGAGAAACAGUGAAGGGGGAAGUCCACAGGUGACUACUCGAUUGAGAUCCGCAUCAAUCUAGCUUUAUGCCACAUUCAACCCCCUAUUUCAUAUAAAGUGCCCAUUCACAUGUUAAUUCCCAGGAAGCAAACUUGUUCUAGUAAGAAUCUUGAGUUCUUAUGCAAGUCCUUUGGCCUGUCUCAGUAUGAACAAAAACUGAUCUGUGCAUAACGUUUAAUUGAGCACCGUAGUAUCUCAUUGAUCUACCCAAUCCCAUUCCUUCUAAUCUAUUUCUGGAAACAACUGUGUGUGGUGCACUGUGGUCGCAUGAAUCCAGUAUAUCCUACUCCAGAUGUGGGGAACCGUUGACCUUUCAUAUGUUGCUGAACUCCAGCUCCCAUCAGGCCCAGAAAGCAUGGCCAGUGGCCAGAAAUGACAGCAGCUGUAGUUCAGCAACAUCUGGAGGACCAAAGUUUCCCCACAGCUGGCCUAGUCCAUUCAGAGUUUAUACUCUGCAUACAUUUCUCCUUUCCACAUGGGAAGAGCUAGAGGAUCCUGCAUCUCUUCAUUUUGAGUCUCAUUUGCAGAGCAAACACAGACUAUAGUUUGCCACUUCCAGUGAAAUGCUAAGCUAGUUUGCCUGAAAUCAUGGUGGUAGGAACACAUUAGCUGCUUCAGGCACAUAAUGCCAAACCACCAUUUAAAUACAGUGAUUAUGAGCUUCUUGGACUUAGGGGCUAGCGAGUUAUUAGAUGCUAAGAUCCAGGAGAUGUCCUGCUUGCCACCAUUUUGCAAAUGGCUCCAGCCUGAGGGAGGUUGUCUUUCCACUGAAAUAGUUCUCUUCAUCUGAACCUUCUUAAAUGGUUCCUACAGCAGAAUUCUUAGGAACAGGCCCCUCUAAGGAUAAAUUAUUUAAUCACCCUGCAGUUCCUUUUUCUUUAGAUGUGUUUACCGUAAGAUGCAGGAAUCUCUCCAGUUGAAUUAAAAUAUAAACAGAGAGCGUUCAUAGGUGUUAGCCUUUUAGUUUAGUUUAGGUUUUAGGUGAAGUCAAAGAAAAGGCAAUGAGUCUAGAUAUGCUUUAAAAAAGAAAGAAAGAAACCCUGCGGAUCAUAGGUUUUCAUCAUGAACCCUAAAACUGUCAACACAUUGUUGGGGUACUUGACUGACGCGCUUAGUAAAAUAAAAACAAGUUGCAAGGGGUGCGUGGAAGACCUUAAGUUCUUUCGUGACCACACAAAGCUCACCUGGCAUAGUGGCAGAGAGGCUGAGCUGUUGCUGGUUCAUAUUCCUCUUUUCCUAUUGACAAAGGUGGGAUCUGCUUUGGGUGAGCAGGCAUGGCUCUCAGUCUGCAAUAUGGGCAGGAUACUUGUAAGGAUCACUGAGGGGGUGUCUGUAGAGUGGUAAUAUUGCUGGUUUGAAAGGCAGACCCAACUUGCAGUUGGAAGAAGAUUGUGGUAUGCAGCUUGAAUAAAAGGAGGACUGGAGUUCCUGGCUAAGUUUGAGUGUAACAUGGUGCACAUUGCAAACACCUCCCAAAGAGCAGGAGGCUUAAGUAAUCUGGUUCUUGGCUUUGACUCUGUGUGUAAUCUUCUACAGCCUGACUCCCUCUGACCCACCCAUCCGCAGAGUGGAGGAUGGUGGUGGUUUUUUUACGUGCAUCCAGGCUGAGCUGAAAAUACAUCAGCUGUAGAUGGAUCCAGAUGAAACAGUUGGCAGACAGGGAAGUUCUGGAUGACUGUCUCUUCCCUCUCCCUCUCUGAAAUAUGAGUAAAUGUUGGCAAGCCAACCUGCUUGUAGAUUCUGCUCCUUUUGGGGAGCCUUGUGGUUUGUAGUCCCCCUCCUCCCAAUUCCAGCAAUGUACAUUUUUGGAACACCUUUUUCUUACUGUACGCGGAGGAGCUGGUAGAGUGAAUCAGAGCAAGAAGCUCUGCGCUGUAGAUUUGCUUGGGUUGUGCUGCCUCCGUUCAGUAUUAUUUAGCUUCCCUCUAAUUAGCUGGCUUUAAAAGUCUGCCUCUUUCCAGAAUGCAUUUUUCACUUGUCCUACUUACUUCCUGAUAGGUCUUUCUCCCCUCCCCCUUGCUGGUUUCCCCCCCUUCUUCUUUUUUGCUGACACUGCAAACAAGCAUGAGGUUAGAUGCUCAACCGCACACAAACGAAUAUUGAUCUUUUUUCCCUUCUUUUUCUUUUUUCUUUUUUGUCUGGAGGUUGGGAGGGUUUCUUCUGCCUUUGCAAGGGAAGGGACUGCCUUUGUGCCUGGGAAGGAGAAGCACCAUUAAGGAGGUUCUGGGAAUGUUCAGUUGGGUCUUCAGAGGGGAUGGCCCUAAUCUGCAGAAACAGCAACCCAAGCUCACUGGAAGCAGGCAAGGAUGGCCUAGCCCAGACAAAGGGACUCUGUGUGUGAGUGUGUGCGCCUGCCUGCCUAUCCCUUUGUUCUCUUGUACCAUACGCUGACACUGAAAGCUGCUUUCCUAUGGGCUGGGGGUAGGGGGAGGAGACGGGGCAGGGUGUCUGGAUUGCAAGCAAAAUAAGAUGAAAGCCAGAAGAUCUCUGGCUCCAUUGUGACCCCAGUGGUGGUGGAAAAACCACAGGGAUACUUUUGAAUCUUCCUUGUCUCUUCCCAAUCAGCUUAUUAAUGCACAUUGCUUAAAAGAAAUUCCCCUCUAUCUGAGGGACCUGAAGUUAAUCAGCAUUCUCCCAUGGAGGUUUUAUCAUGGAAAGGCAGGCCUAUGUGAAGAGUCUUGUGUUGGUUAGCUAAAUCAUCAUUGGGUUUGUGUUCCCCCCUAAAACAAAAACAAAAACACUGUCCAGGUUCUUAGUUGUGUUAAUUUGAUAAUCACCCAGCUCUGGAAAUUUAGAUGACUGCUUUUGUUGUUGUUUACCAGCUUUAAGGUCAUGUUCUCCAACAAACAAUCCUAGCAGCCCAUAUGACGGCUACCACAUGGCCUUGUAUGGUAGCUGGCCUUUUUGCAAGGAAACGUUAAUUGACAGACUGAUGCUCCUUCUGUGGCCCCUGCUCUCUUACUACUACUUUCUUAAGACGCCCUGAAUUUCCCACGUCUCCAGAAGAAAUUACUUUGAAGCUUCAGACUCCUUGGUGGAUAAGUGCAUAAGUUUGCAUUUGUGCCUUGCUUCCCAAGCAAGAUGACAAUGUCACCUGCAUUAUACAGAGUUAGUCCGUUGAUCCAUCUAGCCUGGUGUCUCCAGGACUGUCUGGCAUCAGCUCUCCAGGGCUUGGGGCAGCGUUCUUAGGGCACAUUUAUUCAUACCUUAUACCAGUGUUUCUUAAACUUGGGUCUCCAGCUGUUGUUGGGUUACAACUCCCAUCCUCCCUGUCCACUGGUUCUGCUAUAGCUAGGGAUGAUGGGAGUUGUAGUACAAUAACAGCUGGAGACCCAAGUUUGAGAAACACUGCCUUAUACUCAAAUUUAAUUUAACAGAGAAAGCAGAGCUAGUAGAUUUUAUUACAGUAUAUGAAAUCAAAUUUUUACAGUGGUGCCUCGCAAGACGAAAUUAAUUCGUUCUGCGAGUUUUUUCGUCUUGCGAAUUUUUUGUCUUGCGAAGCAUGGUUUCCCAAAGUCUUCAAAAUCACCAAAGUCUUCAAAAACCUCAAAAAAGGCUACCACACCGCGUGCUAUGAGUUGCUCCUUGAAGUCACCCUGGGUAUUAACGGUUUUAAGAAAAAGGAAACAAACUUGCAAGACGUUUUCGUUUUUUUCGUUUUUCGUCUUGCGAAGCAAACCCAUAGGGAAAUUCGUCUUGCGAAGCAACUCAAAAAAUGAAAAACUCUUUCGUCUUGCGAGUUUUUCGUCUUGCGAGGCAUUCGUCUUGCGAGGUACCACUGUAUGUAUUUUGCCUUUAGAAUAUGUUACAGCUUUGAAUACUCUUACUCAUCUAGAGCUCAUUCUGUUUGACAACUGUCCCUUAUUCUUACCAGGCUUGUUAGCUUAAUCAUCUUCAUUAUUCAAGCAUGUUUAAUGCAGGCCACUAUCAAUUUUAUGCUCUUUUGAUUUUGGCCACAGUUAGAUAAGUUUAAUAGCAUUUCCACGUCAAGCUGCCCAAGACGCUGCUCCAAAUAGUGCUUUGUGAGGUUGACCGCCUUAAAAGCAGCAUAAAGGUGCUUAAAAUAAAUACCCAAGAAGUGGUAGCAGAGGAUUCAUGUGAAAAAUAAAUAAUUAUUUGGACAGUCUGUUGAAUCCUUUUUGAUACCACACUGCCAUCAGCACAAUUUAGGAGGCUAUAUUUUAUAUCCUAAGAGUGCUGAGAACCUCAAGGCAGUUAACAGCUUACUUCACAAAAGUGAAUAGUUCAGUUCACUAAAUUCACUUCAGUGAAUAGUUCACAAAAGGAAGCUUGCAGUUCGUUAGAUCUGGUGUAUCUGCUUUUGUCAGGAUAAUCUGACUAGGUGGCAGUCUGUCCCAUAUUCUUGGAAGACCCUUACAGAAGUGCUUACCUAGAUAAUAUGUUCAUGGAUAUGGUGUCUGAUAAGAGUGUCUGUUCAGCUGGUAGCCCGUUUCACAUGAUCAAAGAACUAAUAAUAAUGAUGAAGGUCUGCCCUUGAACCUUGGUUCAUGUGGAUCGCCUAAUACUGAACUAGCAGCCCCAGUUAAUUGGUGGCUAGGGAGUCAGUUCUCUAACAUAUGAGCCACAAGUGAAUUUGAACUACCACCAAUUAUAUGGUAGAAAUUUACUUCCCCUGCUUUAGUUUGUAACAUGUCCAUAGGAUGAUCUCUUGAGUAAUGCAUGUGUGAAAAUGUAUUGCAUACUGUACUGUCUGGUUGCUUUGCACAGUAACAGUUAUAGGAGACGGUUUGUAUUAGUGCCAAAGGAGUUGGUGGGACAUUUGGGUGAGAUAGGCAAUCUUCAUUCCCUUUGUGUCUGUAGAAUCAGUGCUGAUUCUCAUUGGAAAUGAGAGUCCAUGAUGGAUGAAGGAGAUAAGGCUGCAACUGAAUAGCUCUAGUUUAUGUUAAAAUUAAUUUUUGAAAUAAUUAGUAGAACCACUAACUUGACACUGUGGCUGCCAACAUAAUUGUUAGUAGAUUACAUGACUUUUGGAUUUGAAGAACUUCACAUGUGAGGUAGGGGUGACCUUACAGACAAAUAUUCGUACAUUCCAAGAUAUCCACAGCCGCAAUUCCCAAUGUCUUGCCUCUGGGCUGUUUCCCUUCUUAAUAUCUUAUUCUAUGCAUUAACUCAGUAGUUCUUUCUCUGUCCAGUUCUCUUUCACCCUCAUCCAUCUUCAGUUCCCUGCCUGGUUUGAUAUGGAAUAGUUAUAACCUCAUGGAGAAGGUAUUAGGCAUAGAAAAAUUCCUGGGGGUGGGAGUUUGCAUGUGUGUUGCCAAUGGCAGUAGCUCACAAGGCAGCGUGCUUUUUUGAUCCUUUGCUUCACAAUCAAUCACAGGGACUGAUAGUAAUAAUAGCAGCCAGCAAAAAUGGGGGACGUUUUGUUGGGGUGCUUGCUGUAUAAUAAUGCCAGCUGCUUUCCUAAUUCUCUAAUUAGAAGCAACCUGACUUUGCCAUUCCCAAGAUAGGAAGGGGUGUGUGUGUGUGUGUGUGUGUGUGUGCGUGCGCGCAUGCGUGUAUGUGGUAGUUAAGAAAUAGCCUGUGUUGAAACCAAAAACCCCUUUCCUACAGCUAUAAGUGCUGGGAAAUGCAGGAAGUUAAAAGGCCAAGAAACUGGAGGCAUAGAAAUAGCCCAGCAUGGAGCAGCAGCUGGCUGGCUGACAUGGGGGCCAUGUGACAGAAGGGGAGGAGUGCCGGGUGGGGUGGAGGAGAGAGAAGAAGCCGUUUUCUCAUAAGCAAACCAGUGGCAUUCAAGAAAUCUGGGAAUAAAGCAAGUCCAGAGGAAACCUUGCAGCUGACUGGAAUUGCCUGUGUAGCUGCAAAAGGAAACAUGAGUAUGGCGCAGUUAGCCAUCGUGGCACAGGAUUUCUCUCUCUCUCUCUCUCUCUCUCUCUCUCUCUGUGUGUGUGUGUGUGUGCGCGCGCGCGCACAUACAGGCAGACAGACUUCAAACAGAGCAUGGUAAAGGUGCAGUUAGGCACCUUGAGAUGACUCUUUGGGUUCAGUGCAGUUGUGCUGCUGAAACAAAGCGAAAUUCAGCUUAAUGUGAACCCUUAACAAGGAUGCCGCGCAUGUUACUCUGAACUCUUUGUAAGACAUGGCACGGUACAAGUGUAAUAAACAAAAGGCAGCAUUGGGAAGUGACUCAGCAGACUAGAACUCGAGAAACUGAUCUUAAGACUCCACAAAGAUCAAAAACUGGGUGGAAAUUGCUUCUGGGUGUUGAGAUCAAUGGUGUCAAGUAGAUUGCAUUCUCGACUGUGAUUGGUUUUCAGUGUUAAGGAGGAAAAUAGUGUAAUUAAUAUUUUGUUUUUCUCACAUCACAUAACCCAUCACAGCAGUUGCACAAGGUUUGUACAAUUCAUAAAGUUUUCUAGAUCAUCAUCACUAUAGAGUUCUACAUGCUGCAGAUGGUUCUGAUAUGGCCACUACCUUUAACAUGGUCUCUCUUGCACCAUGCAACAGUGCCUGCUCUGAGAGGCAUGAGAGUUGUAAAUUUUCAGCAGACAAAAUCCCUGAACAGGGAUCUGUGGUAUAGUUAAGAUAACUUACUCCUUGCUUGCUCGCUCACUCUUUUAAAAAGCGUAAUGUAAAGCAUGCCAAUGAAUUGGUGUAACAAGGGCACAAUCUAAAUUGGAAAUAAAAUGCUUAGUUUUGUGUGAUGAGCAGCACAAACCUCUGCAUGUUUACUCAGUUCUACUUUUUCAAUGGGUCUUACUUUCUAAUAAGUGUAAUUAAGAUUGCAUCUGUGUGAUAACAACAAAAAACUGAGGCUGCAAUCCCAUACACACUGGGGCACAGUGAGACUUCGCUUCUGAGUAAACCUGUUUAAGAUCGAGUUUGGAAAUGAGUUUGCUAUUCCUUUGCCUUAUCACAAAGGUUUUAGCCAAGUUAAGCUAACCUUGUUGGUUAGCAACAAACAUGGAGUUGGGUGAUGGUUCACAGAUCUGGCAGUAGUUAAUCCUGUGGUAAAAGGUGUAUGAGAGCACCCCGAGUUCAAAGUACAGCAUCCAGCCAUUUGACAAUACAGUGGUACCUCGGGUUAAGAACUUAAUUCGUUCCAGAGGUCUGUUCUUAACCUGAAACUGUUCUUAACCUGAAGCACCACUUUAGCUAAUGGGGCUUCCUGCUGCCACUGCGCUGCUGGAGCACAAUUUCUGUUCUCAUCUUGAAGCAAAGUUCUUAACCCAAGGUACUAUUUCUGGGUUAGCGGAGUCUGUAAGCUGAAGCGUAUGUAACCCGAGGUACCACUGUACUGAGUGUAUUCUGUCUAUAGAAAGUAGGCUAUUUUUCCCUUGCCAACUCACAAAGGUCAAACAAGUUAGGCUUUCCCCCUUUGUGUCCCCUGUUACCAAUGCAAGCCACUGUUCAUGGGAGGUGCCCCAGGCUUGCCUGAGGAAAGCCCAGCCCCCCAAGCUCAACUUGUGGUAACGCUUUGUGACAUCAUAAUGAAGCUGUGUCUUCCAGAGGAAGAGGGUAUCCCCCUCUCUCAAUUAGAGCCCCAAUAAGUGUAGCAACGCAGAAGAAGAAAAUACUGCACAAUAGAAGCCUCCGUUCCAUAUAUGCCAAAGGUAGUGGCACGGCAGCUACUGAGCUUUGGUGGAGUAACCCUUCUUAGUGCUUGGAAUGAGUCCUUUCCAAUUUGCUAAAUUACCUUGGUUUACAAGCAAGCUGUAUUCAGGGGUCAGCAAACGUUUCCAGCAGGGGGCUGGUCCACUGUCCCUCAGACCUUGUGGGGGGCUGGAUUAUAUUGGGGGGGGGGGGAGUGAACGAAUUCCUAUGCUCCACAAAUAACCCAGAGAUGCAUUUUAAAUAAAAGGACACAUUCUACUUGUGUAAAAACAGACAGAUUCCCGGACCGUCUGCGGGCUGGAUUUAGAAGGCGAUUGGGCCGGAUCCAGCCCCUGGGCCUUAGUUUGCCUACCCAUGACUUAAUGGCUACGCCUUCUUGCAUCCAUGAUAGGUUUCAUUGUCUAGAACCACACUUAGUGUUAGAAACUGAGAUAUGCAAGCUAGGAGCUAAAUGACACCUUAAUCCUAGGUUGUGGGCACAACAACGGAAUGUCUAGGCAUGCUUUUUUAAUAAAAAGAAUAAAAAGCUGAAAAUGAAUGAACUGUAGCUAAAAUAUGUUCAUUUUUCACACCGUCUAGUCCUUUCCCUGCCCACCCCUCUAAUAUUCGGAAGAGGGCCUCUUCUCCAGUCUUCAGAGACUAGCUGUAAGUGGGGAGGCAGAAAAAGGUCCUCUUUUCCUUCCACUCUGCAGUUUUAAUCUGAAAUUUUAGGUACAGUACUGCACCCAGAGCUCAGAAAAUGCUUGCGUUAAUGAAAUUUGCUGUCGCAAAAUGCUCCUUGAACAAUGGGAGUUCCGAACACUGACCACACUCCUUCCCUUUGUUCAGACUCUGGACUUGAGUUUACACUGCAUUUUUAUCCACAUAAAAUGUACUCCGUUUUAAUAACCUCGUUUUGGAGAAGUUGCAUGGUACUUUCAGUCCAGGAAAGCAUUGGUACUUGGAGUGAGGGGUUGUUUGAGUUUAUACAAGAAGGUUUCUGGUAAGAAUCCACACCAUGUACAUACUCUUCUAGACCGGUCAGCUAAAAUUAUAUGGACAAUUGGCUGUGUAUUCCAAUGGCUAACCAUGUUGGGUGUGGUUAGACUAUGGUUGAGUCAGAUAGAUGUAUCCUUCAGCCUCCUGACUUCUAUAAAACAAGAAAAAGUAUCCCUUAAAGCAAGGGUGGGGAACCUGUUUUGAGAAGGUUGCAUUCCCUCUGUCUUCCUUCCAGGGACUACAUGUCAUUGAUGGGUGGGGACAGAGGUAGAAGUGGACAGAGCAAUGAAUGCAACUCUUGCUUUUGUACGGUAAGCUCCAAUCCACAUCCAUCUUCUGGCCCUGAGGUUCCCCACACUUGGCAUUGCAAGGUGUCUGGGAGCAAAAAAUAAAACAAGAAUGCUAAAACCCUGUGUUGUUUUCAGUACUGUACAAAUUGCACUAAAGUAGCUAUAAACUUAGUUUAGAACAGUCUUCCUCUGAAAGUGGAAGUGCUUCCAGGUUCUGCUGUUAACAUUUUCUCUGCUGGGACAGGUAAAGGGUUUGCUUGUGUCAACAAAAAUGCUGAGAAUUCAUUCCUGGUUCCUACUGAAUAGCCUGAUCUCUGUAAGGCCUACUCUCCUUACUGUAGAGGCUGUGCUACCUACAGAAGGUCUAAGAUUGUCUACUUACUAGACAAUGGUUAGUAAUGGUUUGCCCCUUAGAGGUGUAUAUAGGCUUGGUCUUCUUGUGCUGCAUGUGAUUAUAACAAGAAAUAGGUACUUGUGCAUAGUUCUUUGCUGCAAGUGGACUGUGUCCUUUGGUGCAUCUUAAGCGUUGCCUAUUUUUCCAGAACCCACUCCCCAAAGUUGUGUGGUGGUGCUGUAGCUAUACUGCACAGCUUGCCUCUAAUGCUUAGCAGUCCUACUUUCUCCCUUUAUAUACAAUAUUAGAAGACAUCUGAAGGCAGCCCUGUUUCGGGGAGUUUUUAAUGUUUGAUGGUUCUUUAUGUUUUACUGUAUGCUGUAAGCCGCCCAGAGGAGCUGGGGAAACACAGCCAGAUGGGUGGGGUAUAAAUAAUAAAGUUGUUGUUUUGUUAUUGUUGUUAUUUCCCCUUCCAAACUCUUAAUAAGGAGAGCAGACUCCUGAUAAAGUUUAUUUUCUCCCUCAGUUAGCAGGUAUCUAGGCUGAACAUUUGACCCUCCUGAGCACAAUAUGCUUAGCAAAACUUCCCUUUGUACUUUUAACCUGUGAAUUUUUGACCCUCCUAUGCAGGAGAGCCUCUAAAGCAAAAGCAACCAUUUUACAAACAAAAACUAAACAUAUCAUGGUUGAAAGUCCUAUUCCUAUAUUGUGGUUUCCCUGAAUUAAAGCAUCCGUAUCAAGCAUAGGCAAACUCGGUCCUCCAGACGUUUUUGAGACUACAAUUCCCAUCAUCCCUGACCACUGGUCCUGUUAACUAAGGAUGAUGGGAGUUGUUCCAAAACAUCUGGAGGGCCGACUUUGCCUAUGCCUGAUCCAUAUCGUUGCUGCCGUGAUGGGCGGGUGUGCAUGGUGGAGCAAACACCCUCUGCAACUAUCAUGUUCAGCCCGCUGCAGUUGUGCUGUGUGGAAAGUAGUGAACAAAUAUAAUGAGUGUUAUCUGGACAGUCCUUGUGACAGCACUAAGUGUUGCACCGCUCUUACUUUCUUAAACUGUAAUAAUUUUUAUCGCCUUAUGAGAUUCCCGUGUUGCACGCUGGAGGGAGUGCAAAUGCUCAUAUAGUCAUGAAUUGGCAAAUUGACUUUUAACUUGGCAAACAAAUGCAAUGCUGUACCAUUGCUCUGCCGUUUGGUAGAUCUCCUGCUUUCAAAAAUAUUUGGCAGUUUAGUGAGUGUUAGUGUUUUUAAAUGCUGUGAGUGGCUACUCUUCCUGCAUCCACUAGUAGUCAAAAAGGGCAAAGCGUUGGAAAAUUGUAGUGCAGUUUGAAGUACCGUAUUUUUCGCUCUAUAGGACGCACUUUUUCCCCUUCAAAAAUGAAGGGGAAAUGUGUGUGCGUCCUAUGCAGCGAAGAUGCCAUAGCCCCGCGACCCUCUCCCGGCUGGAGAGGUGACGCGCGGCUAUGGCAGGAGCCUCUAUAGCCGCGCGUCACCUCCCCAGCCGGGAGAGCGCGCGUGGGGCUAAAGCAGCCCCCCACGACCCUCUCCCGGCUGGAGAGGUGACGCGCGGCUGUGGCAGGAGCCUCUAUAGCCGCGCGUCACCUCCCCAGCCGGGAGAGCGCGCGCGGGGCUAAAGCAGCCCCCCACGACCCUCUCCCGGCUGGAGAGGUGACGCGCGGCUAUGGCAGGAGCCUCUCCGCUGCGCCUUUCCGCUGCUCCCUGACCUGCUCUUUGGGGCUGGUGGUGGGCUUCCCCCCGCCAGCCCCAAAGAGCAGGUCGAAAGGAACCUGAAGCCUGGAGAGUGAGAGGGGUCAGUGCACACCAACCCCUCUCGCUCUCCAGGCUUCCAAGGUAGCCGCCUGAACGCACCUUAAACGGCACCUUGUUUUAGAGCGGGAAAACAAGAGGGGGAAAGUUCUCCCCCUCUCUGUGCAGCGCCUCCUGCUGCUUCACUGAAGGGGCGCUGGGCAGAGUGGGGGGAAAUUUUUUUUUCUUGUUCUCCCCUCUCUAAAACAAAGUGCGUCCUAUUGUCCGGUGCGUCCUAUGGUGCGAAAAAUACGGUAGCUUAUCUGGCAUGAUUUCAGUGAAGAGUAAAAAUUGGAAUUCCAAUUUUGGUUCUCUUCCCCACCCCGUAGCCUUUAGCAAUGGAUUUCCAUGGAAAAUAUACUUGCCUUCUUGAAUUUUGAUGGGUUAUGCUGGAGUUCUGCAGUUCCUUCAAUGUUGUCAGCUGCUUGUUUCAUCUAAGGGCCACAAGUGCAAGUGUGCAUUCUGUCUUGAGAUAGGAUAUGUGGUUUGGUACAAAACUGUUCAGAAUGCCACGCAGAGAGGUUGAAAUGUUUUCACAAGAAUGCAAAGUGUUGGCUUAUGGGUGAAGUAUUGUGAAGAGUGCACAACACUUGCAUGAAUGGUGAGCAAAGUUACCGUAACUAAAGGAUCAGAUGUUGGCAAGUGAUGUGAAAGGGUCAGUGCCUGAGAGAGCUGUUGCCAGUCAGAGUAGACAGCACUGGCCUAUACAGAUAAAAUAGACUUUACAUGUCCAUUAUUGGAGAGUGCAGAGUCAUGGGGCCAGAAGAUGGACCAAGCUUGUGUUGUAGAACUCCUGCUGUAGAUAGGACUACCUCUGCCUUCUUCUCAGUGAGGCCUUAAUCUGCUGUGGUGGGCAAGCAUGCAUGCCACAAGGAGUUGUCUACAGAGCAAAUAGCCAGAUGGUUUAAAACAAGCCAAGCCACAUAAUUGGGUAAAGCCAUCUCACUCUCAGAAAAGAAAAAAAACCUGCCUAUGGGUCAUUAUCCAGAGAGGGGGUGCACCAACCUGUCCACAAAUCUGGAAGCCAUUCAGAACCAGAGUGUAAAUGUCUUAUCUGCUCAGUUCGCCAAAAUUCACAUGCUGCCUUCUAAAGAAAUAAAAGAAAAUGCCAUCUGUUUACUUGACUUAGAAAACAUGUUAAGCAUGAUGAUUCUGGUCUAUCCAGUUCACUUUACUCAGGCAGUAUGAAGGCCCCAAUGUUGUUUUGUGCUGCUUUUUUAUUUCCCCUGGCUUGUACUGACAGGCCUAGAAAGGAGUUCUCCCUACUCUGGAGAAACUUGGUCUGUUCUCUGCCCUCAGGAAGGGGCCUGGAGAGUUGGCGAAAACAAGAGGUGCUUUCCUCCUCAGGGUACUCUCCACUUCUGCCAAUCCCUGUAGAUGAGCAGCGCUCCUCAGUGCUUCGAUCAGUAUUGUAAAACCUUAGUUGCGUGCUUGUUUAGAAAUAUAUAGAUCUCUAUCAUUUUGCUUUUUAAAAUCAACAGCACAAAAACCCGUGCUGCAAGCUGUAGCCAGCUGCUGGUUGGCAGCUUUGCUGGAACAUCUGGUGUUCCUGGGCUGUUCUAACGAUAGGAUUCAUAAAAGAUUAUAAUUCAGGCCUUUAGAAUUCUGAACAACCACCCCCUCAAAAAAGUAAAAUCCAAGCUGAUUUUUUUUUAUGGCGUUUUUUAAAAAAGGAGACAGCUGGAGGGUGUGUUAGCAAAAUAGUCAGGAUGCUUCAGCAACUUUGUAAUUAGCACUGCUACAGGGAGGUUGAAUGGAAAAUCUGUCCUGAUGUGGAAAUCUCCCUUCUAAAAAUUGCUGUGGGCCCUGCCUGUGGGCUGCUCUAUCAGAGGUCCAACCCAAAAAAUUAAGUGUUCUUGCUUCUGAUUUAUGGAGGGGAGCAGGCAUGUCUUUUAACAUAGCAUUGGGAGGCAAAGAUCAAAGGUUCCCAGGCUACUUCGUGGAGGAGUUUUAAUGCACACUUCAUGCAGCAAAUCUUUUAAUAAAAUUAUAUAGGAGGGCUUCCUUUAUAUGUGAGGGGGGCACACAAACACUCCCAUUGUGUGGUUGUUGCAGUAUCACACAUGCUAAUUGAAACAUGACAUUCCCAACAAAACAAAACAAAAACAAAACAAAAACCAAACCGCCCUGGUAUAUCUUGCUUGAUCCUUGCCCAAUCCAUAGAUUUGAAAAAAGAUGCCUAGAUAUCUGGAUUAUCCUGCAGCAAUUGCUUUGUAAAUGCAGGGCAGAAAGCAGGGGUUUUUUUAAUGAAAAAAAUGAAUAGCUACAAGCUUGAAAAUGUGGACACAAGCACCAUAUCUGCACAGAGGUCCCUAUGUUUAAGGCCAGUUUUACACCCUAGGUGGAAAAAAAUAUUUCUAAAAAGCAUUCAUCCAAGGAGCUAGCAUUCAAGUUUUUAAGAGGCAGUGUUUAAAAUUCCUUGGUACUAACUGCAUAUUUUGAAGCUGCCUAGGUAGUCAGGUGCCUGGGAUUUUCCCAGCCAUGCCGAUAUUCAACACAAAUUCCCAAAUAAGUUUUCAGGUCAGAUGACAGAUCAAAUGCAUGUUGCAAGUGCCUCAAAGGUAGUACAAGCCUGUAGGGUUUUUACUAUUUAAAACUCAGUCCACAAAGCCCCACCCUCCCCCACUCUGGACAUAACAAAUGGAAUCUCAGAAAGUGUUGACUGGCUGGGCAUUGACACAUUGAUGCUUAGGGCUACAAAUCCACUGCUGAGUGCUUUCUGGAUAUGUAGCUUCUCACUUGGCUGAAAUGUGAGGCCUGGUAAUUGGUGGGGCUGGCGUGACAUCUAAUCAGUGUUCGAAACUUCCAUUGUUCUAGCACAUUAUGCGACCGGGAAUUGCAUUAGCGCGAGCAGUUUCUGAGCUCUAGGUAUAGUACUGUGCCUAAGAUUUCAGAUUAAAACUGCAGAGUGGAAGGAAAUGAGGACCUUUUUCUGCCUCCCCAUUUUAAGCUACUCUCUGAAGACUGGAGUAGAGACCCUCUUAAGAAUAUUAGGAGGGCGGGCAGGGGAUGGACUAGACCAUGUGAAAAAUGAACAUAAUAUUUUAGCAGCAGUUCAUUCACUUUCAGCUUUUCAUUCUUGUUAUAAAGAAAGUGUUCCUGGACAUUCCGUUGUUGCGCCCAUAACUUCGGCUUAAGGUGCCAUUUAGCUCCUAGCUUGCAUAUCUCAGUUUCUAACACCGCAUCUAAUGCUAAAGCAUGACUGCAGCUAAGCAGGUGUGGACCUGAUUAGUCCCUUGGGUGGGGGACUACUGAGAUGCCUAACAUGCUGUGAUAAGAUACAAGUAUGUGUGUUUUUUUAAAAGCUCCUAUCAAGCACCUAGUUUGACCUAGUUUCUUAGCAAUGCUAAGGAAGCAAUGGGCACAUGCUCGUUCAGAAGCCCUUGUAUGUUUUGCUUAGCAGGUAGCUCUUUUACAAAUGGCUUCUCAAACGUUCUCUGUGUGAGAUUGUGACAGGGUCUCAAGACCAGAGGCUGCUCAUUCCAGGCUGUGCCAUUCUAGCUGGCACAUUUGCUAUGCCCUUCACCCAUGCUCAUUAUCAGCUGAUCCAGUGCAUUUCUUUGCCAACCUGUUGAUGCAUGGAGCUUUCAGGUUCUGGCAACAUGAAACAAUAAAAUAUAGGAGGGAGCUUGCUGUCUGAUCCUUAGCCAACUAAUGCCAUUUCUUUAAGUGGCGUUUAGAAUCGGGGUCUCAGUGUACAACCUUCCAAAAACAGUUACAACGAGGUUUGCCUGGUUCUCUUAAGUAUACGUGCUCUGGAAAUAUGAAACUCAGCUGCUGAGGAAGGGACACAGAGCAGACCUAGGAGGUGUACCCAUCCGGUCAACAGAUGCAGGAAGUCUGAUAGGGGACCCGGUCUGCCUCAGGAGCAACAUGGCCUCUGACUGCAGCUGCCCUGACCCUGAGGGCUCCAAGAAGAGAAUCUGAGGAGCAGAAACAAAAAAGAGGCAGGAAGCUGGACCUCCGUGCAUGCGUACUUUCCUUUCCUGAGCUUGGCAGUACUGCACAUCCAGCCUCUAGGUUCAAAACACCAUGUAUUGAAUGCUUUAAAUAUUUAUUUUCAUUGUAUGUAGUUCUUAUUUUAUAGAUGAUGCCAACACUUGUGAUUUGAUCGCUUUCUUUUCAAAGAAGAAGACAAGUGGCUGGACACCACAGGAGGAGAGAGUCUCUUGUGUUUGGGUCUUGCUUGAGUUUCCCACAGGCAUCCAUGAGAACAGGAUGCAGGACUAGAUAGACUAUUGGCCUGAUCCAGCAGGACUCUUCUUGUGUACAGGUUAUUGUCUCAAACACAGUGUCAGAAGUAUUCUGCCAUUUUGAAGCCCAAGUGUUCAUAGGCACAGGCCUGAGCCUGGAUGCUGAUAAUUCUAUUAUUAUCUUCUAUUUCUCUUGUGCGGGGAGUUUUCUGUUGCUGUCGGAAGAGUAGUCAGGCAUGCAAUCGCCACUUGCAUCCUAAAGUGGUAUAAUCUGGAAAAGUGUGACUUAUUGGCUCUUUAAAUCCUGUAAAUGCCCUUGGUUUCUAUGGAACCAUAGAACAUAAUUUGUUGUGCUUAUGAUUUUGGAUUAAGGAGUUUUUUAAACUGUGAAUUUAGCUUCCACUGGAAGGCAAAUAAAACAACAACAAGUUGAGUGAAGAGCUUAUAAGAAAUGAAAAUGUCCAUACAGUGAUCCAAGGAAGAAUACCACACUAAAUUACCAGCACUUCCUUCGUUUUGAUAUGAGUAAGCAUAAACAAUACAGGAAGUUCGAACACUACCAGUGUUGAUUGAUACAAGGUGUGCACUUAGAUUGCUCACAUUCAGGAGAUAAGGAAGAUAAUUGCAUUUUGGGCUUUCAGUGGGUCAGUUAGUCAAGGUUAAAGGGAGACUUCCUCUUUUGCAAGUCACAUUUAUAUACAAUAUCUGGGCCAGAUCUUUGAACUGUUUAAAUAACUAGCUCUGUCAAUGUUAAUAGAACUGCAGUAGCAUCUGCACCCCAGGAAUCUGGCUCACUUCUGAAAGUUAGGCAGACUUACAAACAGGCCAUCAUUAUAUAUGAUAACAUAACUUUUACAUGGCUAAGCCACGUAGCAUAUAGCAUGUAGUCUACAUGUAGAUUGUCACAAACACACUAGCUCUUGAUUCUCUAGUUGUGUGGCACCAAUUCUGCAUUUCAGGGUUACUUUAAGAUAACUGAACCUCUGCACAGGCCUUUAUUUCCUGGACCCUGAGUGUUUACCCGUUUCUGCCUAUAAAUUAUAGAUGGUAGACUGCUUGCUUUGAAGUGCAAACUGGUGGACGUUUAGGAACAAAGCUUUGAAAAGUUCAGGUUAAAACUAGCAGGGCUUAAUUAGUGAGAAUAAGAGUGCCCAGUUCAAUAGUAAGAAAGUAGAUUACCGGUAACUGUUCUUGCAAGGGCCUUUUGUAUUGUUCAGUUGUAAUAAUGGUAACCCUAAGAGGAGAAUCUAAUUGCUUUCUGCCCUUGGGGAGGGGAGCAUUCAUAUGUGUGUCUUCUUCUUUGUGCAGCUACCACUUCCUUUCCUAGUGGUUUCUUAUGAAUUAUCCCCUCCCUAUAUAUCUAUCAUCUGCACCAGUGUUCUGGAUUUGUGAGUUUAGCUGAAGUCUAUAUGUACUGUGUGCAUGUCCGCACACACACUGCAGAAUUUAAAUUGGAUUUUCUUCCAAGUAAGCUCCGACCUAGGCCCGUUUACUCUAUAGUUGAAUGGGGCUUGCUUCUAGGUGAGUGUUCAUAGACUUGCAGCCUAAAUUUCUCUAGAUUCCCUUCUCCUCCUCCUCCUCCUCCUCCUCCUCCAUAUUUGGUUCUCUACGGGUUUCCCUCAUUCCCCAACCUGCCUUCUGCUUCUCUCUCUGCAUGUGUGUGCAUGUGUGCCCGCACUCACUCUCUCCCUCUCCUCCAGCUUUUCACACUCACUCUCUCCCUCUCCUCCAGCUUUCACACGCACCAGCAAGGAAACCUUUGAACAGCAAGUGCAGGAAAAGAUUUUAUUCCUUCCCCCCAGAGUUAGAGGGAGUGCCUGUGCAUGCCAUCCUGCCAGCGGGAUAUCUUUGCACCGUUUCAUGCCGACAUCGUAACCUCAGCUCCUGAUCCAGCAAGUGGGCAAGGAGUGACUGCUUGAUUUGUUUUCCUCCUCUGAUCUCUCUGAGCUGCUUUUCGGCAGAGCAGAUUCUAUUCCUUACUUAGCAGAGGGUAAUGUGUGCUCUUUUAGCCACUUAUCUGCUUACUUGGCCACCAGCCUAAUGUUGCUGUGAUUGACAAGGGGCCAUACCGCUGACCUCAUUCCCCUCCCUUCCCCCGUAGAGCCGAUGCACAUGGUGGCGCCCUCCUGUUGCCAUGGUGACUGGGGCCAGAGCAAGUCCUGUUCCCACAUUGCCUUAGGAUAGAUGUGUUGCAGUUUGAUGCAGGCCUUUGCAUUACGGGGGUUUAUGGUUGGCAACAUUCCACUCUUUUGCUGAGUGAGGGAGUGUAAUCUAAUUACAAUCCAAGAGACAAGGUCCUCAGUGGUCAGUAUCAUUUUUUCCUGGGCUGCGCUGUCUCCCAAAGUGGGGGAGGAAGCAAUAGCUAUUGUGCAGAAGUGCAGUUCAUGCUAAGCAGAAUUUCACUCAUGGACAGGAGCUGAAAUGGGCAAGGAAAUGUUUGUCAUUCAAAGUUGUCCUCGUUGGAUAAGGGCUGUCCUACCUGUACGGCAAAGUAAUGUGAUUAGCCAGGACUGUGCCACUUCAGAUUUGAUGAGUGCAUUUUGAAAUGGGCCCUCAUAUUUUGCCAAAUAUAUACAUGUAUAGAGAGAAAUCCAUUAGCACAUAUUUGAAGGGAAGAGAGUCCAGCCUGGUUGUCUCCCUUGUAUGUUUGUUUUCUGUGUUCAGGGAGUGGGGGGGGGGGCGCAUUCCAAACGGACAAAAGUGAAGUGUGAUUUUAUUGCAUGACUCUAGAUUCCUCAUAAGAAUUGUGGUAUGUAAGAUUAUUAUGCAAAUUUGUGAGAAUGAUGGGGAUCCAGGAACUGCUUGCAGAUGGUUCUGCCUAACAAAGGAUGGCCUGUGCAUUCUUAGGGGUUUUAAUUAGUCAAUCCUGAGUUCAUGCUUUUCCCAUAACAGCUUUGCAUAGGAACCUUGCCUGCCACCUCUUCCUGUCCUUCAUGAGCCCCACCCAUGCAAUCAUCUAAUGUGAUCAGGGUCACAUCAUACCAAAAGCAGAAAGCAAGCCUUGGCAGAGCCUCAAGCAAAUGCACGAAGCCACAACAGAUUGUUUCCUCAGUUUGGCUAAUGCAUCUGACAUAGGUACUAAGGCCAUAGGGUGCGCUGGCAAGGUAAUUAGCCAAACCCAGGGGAGACUUGCAUGUAUACAAUUCCCUGCCUGUCCACAACUGGACACUGGUUAUGUCUCAAUGCGCCAGAGUAGACCUGGGAGAAAAAGGAGCCAGGAGGAGGAAUUGGGGCCCCCUCCAGUGUUUUUGCUUCCUGAAGACUCAAACAUGUUGACCUGUUCCUGCUAAAUCUUUUGUCUGUAUUAGGAAGCACAUCACUUGCUGCAGCACUCACCAUUAAUAUUCAAGGUGUUACUUUUUAAAUAAUCCUGCUGGUGCAAAAAAAAGAAGUGUCAAUUACAAAUAGAAAAACCAACCUGCUGGAAAAGAAAUGCAGAUCUCUUCCAUGGCAACGUACAAAAAUAUCCAAUCUUCCAAGGUCUCAGUGGGCUGAAACCACCUCCCUCUGCAUUAUUUCAAACUGAGAUAAGAAGACAAUUGGGCUGCAGCCUCUGCAGAUUCACUAAUUCCUUUCCUGUGCCUUUGAGAAGGGAAAUGAGUAAGGUCACUCAAUAAGUUAGUAGCAGAGGUGAGGAAUGGCAUCCAGGUACCAUAACCCCUUUGAUACCCACUAUCACUCUUGUUCUAUCUACUACCUUCAUACAUUGUAGUGUAGAUUAUCUAGUCUGGUAGAUUUGCAUCUGCAAUGCUGCAGCCUAGUUCAAGCAACUGUGUACUAUUUAUAAGCACUCAUCCUGAGAUUAAAAUAUCCUGAGAACCUGUGAUGGACCCUGGUGGUCAUAUAUUUGGUUGGAGCUUACCUGAAUCUUGAUCAGAUGUGAGAUUCUGCUCAUAUGAUAGAGAGCAAAUAAUCUUGUUACCCCGUUCGUAUGAAACAGAUAGCCAGUGUAGUGCUCUCCAGAGGUUGUUUGACUCCAGUUCCCAUCAGCCUAUGCCAGCAUGGCCAGUGAUCAGGGGUGGUGGGAGUUGUAGUCAAACAAUAUAUUGAGGGCACCAUGUUGGCUGCCCCAGUGAAAAUAACCUCCGUCUUGGGAUGCUAUAGCAACAUGAUAAAAAACCUGACCCACUACUCCUGACAUUAGUUGUCCUGGAAACCACCAAACACCCAAAACUCCUGGCACUAGAAGAACCACCCUACACACAAAUACCAGGCAUAGGCAAACUCAGCCCUCCAGAUGCUUUGGGACUGCAACUCCCAUCAUCCCUAGCUAACAGGACCAGUGGUCAGGGAUGAUGGGAGUUGUAGUCCCAAAACAUCUGGAGGGCCGAGUUUGCCUAUGCUUGCAAAUACCCACACCCACACAGCGUGAUGGGGCAUUUGGGUGGUUAAUAAUAUGACCCAGUUGAAUCACACCAUUAUCUUUGUAACAGGGUUCAUCACAUGACACCUGUUUCUCCCUCACAGCAGGGCUCAGAUUUUCAUUAGGAUGGUUAAAACCUGUGAAAAGUUCGAUCCACUUUCAAGAAUUCAUUGGGAAUCUUGCAUAUGUUUUACUAUCAACGUUUAUUUUUAUUUCUGCUUCGCCAUUAUUGUCUGCUGCAGGGAAGGAAAGGUAGGUAGAAUAGCUAGGUUACAGGCUUCAUCAUGCACCCCCUGUUCUAUUAACUUCGUAAAUACAUACUUUUUAUUACACUUUCUCUCUCCCCUCCAAAAAAUCUGGUUUAUUUUUUUGACUUUAUUUUGGACACCGAGAAUUUGGGGCAAUCUGAAUGGGGAUACAGCUGCAGGACAAGAGAGAAGAAUAGUGGGUCUAAACCUUCUAUCUCAGUGUCAGGAGAGUUUCUAUGGCAGACUGCAAAUUUUACUGCAGUGUGAAUGCUUUUCAGUGUGCAGUCUCCAUGAGCACCAGCAUUCAAGAAGCUAAAAGAGGUGUCUUUGGAUUAGCGUUUCGUUUCGAAAAAUAAGAGGGAAAGAUGAAUGAUCUUUAUACAGUGCCUAUUUCUCCACUAUGACUUCUUCCAUAGGAAUAUGAGAUGUCCAGACACAACUAUUGGGUUUUUUCUUUUGGAACUGGCUAGGAUUUUUUGAGGAGGAGUCUGCAGUUGACUGGGUGGCACAAUAUACAAUGAAAGGAUCUGGGAAAGCCUUCCUGACCUUGGAUUUUUGAAGCAUGAAAUUUAAUUAUUGUGAUCUUACCAUGCAUGACUUGAAAGUUAUGGCCCAUAAAAUUAUCUCGUCUGCACACUUGACUCCAUUACAUCUCCAUGGUGUCAUCUCACUUGGGUUGGCUUUGUGCCACAAGACUAAGAGAAAGGAAGUUCCUAGGCUUGUUCUAGCCAGGUCUAACUCCUGGUCCUUGUUUUUCAUAUAUUAUGUCGGGACUCACUUGUUCCAUGAGAGCUCCAACAGAUGAGCUCCUCCUGCAGAAAUGAGUGAAAUCUGUGAUUCACUGUAGGAGUGAGCAUCUUUGUUGACAUUGCAUCCUAUCAGAGGUAUCUAAGGUAGCAAACAAUUUUUAGUUACAUGUAAUUAAUGCAGUUUAUGUGUCAUGUUUUUGAACAUGGCAGAUGCCAAGCAAUAGGUAUAGUACAUGUUGCAUUUAUUCCACUGUAUGACGCCUUCAUUUGCCCCACCUACAAUAAAACAUGUCUCUCCCAUAUCGGUCUCCACAGCCACAGCAGGCGCUGUAACUCUUCAAUGGUUUGAUUUUACCUUGAAAGGCACACCCUCCCAUUGUCUCCUGAGACAGAUGCCAACAGCAAUUGUGUGGUGGUUAUAGCAUGUUCAACUGGGGAGACCCAUAAAGCCCACUGGGUCACCUUGGCCAGUUGCUUAUCUCACUGCCUAACUUAUAUCACAGGGUUGUUGCAAGGAUAAAAUAGAGGGGGUUAGCAUACUCCCAACGCAUUGGAGGAAAGGCAGGUCAAAAAUUUAACUUUUUCAGAGAGGAGGAAAUGUCUGGCCAUUUCAAACUUCUGGGUAACCAAAUCUGCUUGUUAUACCACAGCAUGUGUUUAUGACAGCAAACAGUUCCCUGUAGAAACAUAAUUCAGUCUGGCUUUCUUUGCAGCAAAUGCUGUUGUAGGUUUGUGGCUGCAAAGGUUGUUUGUCUCAAAUGCUGCUCAUUAAUGGGCAAGUGACCUGAUUGGCAGCUGCAACAGUACAAAAUGCUUCCCUUAUGCCAAAUAUAUCAGAUGAUUAUCUUUGUUUUGGAGGGGGAAGGUUUAUGCUUCUGUGAUCCAUUGGCAUCUGAUUCUGGGAAUACACAGCACCCUGCCUAUCCCUAUUGAAAGUAGGUGGAGCUCUGUUUGUUUUGUUAUAAUGAGAACAUGACUGUAGGUUUGUGCUCCAGUUUCGAAUAACAAGGUUUUGUUGAAAGGAAACUUUUAAAAGUAAUGCUUUGAACUGCAAAAUAAUAAUAGGAUUAAUUUCUACAUUGGUGAUACUUUUUAUAAGCAGAGCCUGGUUUUGUUUGGCAUUUCACUUUUUUAUGUGUCACAGUUAGCAAACUUUUCUCCAAGAUGAAUGCUUUAUGCACCCAACUGUUGCUCUCAGUGAGUUCUUGAAGAAUACGUUUGUCAGAAUGAGUGCCCCCGUGGUGUUCAAAACUAUGACCCACUGCCAAAACAAUCAUGAACUUGUGAAAAAUAAUUUAUGAUUAUGUAUUUUCUUUUUUCUAAAAAAGCAAGGCAUCUUUGGAAGUUUUUAUUUGCUUUUUAUUGAUUUUUUAAAGUGUAAAUACAUCUGCAUAGACUUACAAAGUUGGUUUGCAGAUGAAUAUAUAACUUACAACAAUUAUACUAAACAGUCAAAAUAAUAUGAGAGAAUGAAUGCCAGAGUAAUUGCAAUUACAUUAUUUUUGUCAUUUGUUACAUAUGUCAUAAUUUAAUAGAGAAAUGAUAGGGAAUCUUUGGGAGUUUUAAAGCAGUCCUGUGAAUAUGUUUUAGCGAAACAAGUAUUAUGGUAGUGGUAAUAUGCAGUAUUGAUUCAUCAUAAAUGAAUAGUAGCCUGUACAAAGCAAGUAAACGAUCUGUUCUGCCCCAUUUUCCAGAAACCAUUAUGCUGUGCCAUUGAUUUCAGAUUUAGGAUUUGUCUAAGUGCAGGAGAGAGGCUUUCAACACUUUAUUUCACAACACUUGUGAACUUGUGAGAUACAGCUGUGUUACCACCUUGAGCUUGAGGUAAAUCCUUGUGUUAGUAUGUGAGGAUGAGUUUUCCCUUCCAGGCACAAGGAUAGUUCUGUUUUGAUCUUCUGUAAGCCUCUUGACUUGAGGGGAUGUGGGUUCAAAUCACCACUCAUUCUUGAAGCUUAUAGGAUGUUGUUAUGCUAGUCACAUGGUCACUCAACCCUACCUCACAGGGCUUUUGUAGGGAUAAAGGGGGGGGGGAACCAUUUGUGCUAUGAGUUCUUUGGAAGAGCGGGAUAAGAUGUGGUUUAUAUAAUAAUCUCAUAGGCCUGAAUCAUCUUAUUUCCACAUCUCUCAAACAUUUGUGAAAAGAAAAGUGAUAACUAAGACACUAGCAACAUGAAUUUAACUUUUGUAAAGCAAGUGUGAAACAAUUGUUAAUUUCACAAAAACGUGAGUUAAUUUCAGCCAGAUGUGAAUAAUUAAUAGACUUCUUACACUGCUAGGGCUAUACUUCCCUUUGUGUCUUUGCUAGAACAAAUUUAAUUCUGUUCCAGCUUGAAUAAAUAGUAUAUAUGGUAUGUAUGCAUGCAGUGAUGGAGUCAGGUUAUUCUGGUGGACAAGACUGUCAUGUUGUAAGCAGUAGAAUUUGUACAGAAAGGCUACCAUUUCAAAAGUCCAUGUCCGUUUUGGACUGGAAUCUCCAAUAGCAAAAGCUUGUCUGAGGAAGUAGAAUGCUACUUCCCCUCAUUCAAAAACUAUUGUGUUUAGACACUAGAAUUGCAUCUGCGUUCUUCCUGUUCACUAUUGUAUCAUUGGUUGCUAGGGGAACCAGCUAUGGUAACUUAAGAAGGGAGAUUUCACCCAGUGCAGCAACGGGACUAUUGCUGAUGGGUGCACAAUGUCAUCCUUCCGAUGCAUUUAGGAAGCUUGUUUUGUGCAGGGCUGGGCUGGGGUGGGGCAACCAAUAGUGUAUAUACUGCAUGUGAACCCCCCCCCAACCCCCCCCCCACAGUUUUGUGUUGACACAGUCCAGAGGCCUCUUAUUAACUGCUGAUAAUUCCAGCUUUUCCUUCAUUAAAGUAAGUAUCUGGCUCUCAAUUUGGCAAGAUAAACUAUGUUUCUGAGGACUAAAGCUGAUGUAACGUAGGAUUAAGGGUAUCUGGUAGAAAUCUCAGCCAAGCCUUAGGCAAACCCACUCAUUUCUUAAGCCUGUUCUGAAACACUCCACUUGCAUAGACCUUUCCCCCAAGUCUUACUGUUUGUCUAAGGAACAUAUAGACUAAUAAAAAGAAGUUUCGCUACCAUUAUUUCCAGACUUAACCUGACUCACAGAUCCAAAAUAAGUCUGUGGGCAAUGUAUGCACCAGCUGUACUUUGUGUUAAUUGAAUUAUAUGCAAAUUAAGUUACAUUUGGUGAUAUGCACGUUGCCCAAGCUGCCCCUCCUCUAGCUUAUUUUUCCAAUAGGGUUGGCAGUGCUAGGCCGAUUGGCUGGUAUAGCAGUAAAGGGGAAAUUACCACAAUUCUGUGAUGUAAAAAGGCAACACACACACACACACACACACACACACACUAGCUGAUUAGCAUUGUGUAAUAAUAAUCUGUGGUCUGCUUCUGAGUUUUUGAACGCUAAUAAAUGUUGAUGAAACAAAAAGCAGGAAUGCAUAUUAAAUUAUAUAAAUGGUAGUAUGUGGAAGAUCCCUGUGUCUACCCAGGAGCAAGUUUCCUUUAAAUCGGAGAAUGGAUUUUCCCCUGCUAAGUUGCAGUUUCCUUGUGCUACAGGUUAGUCUGUGUCCUUGUUACCUUAUAAGAUGCCAGCAAUGCCAGUUCACAGUAUAUUAUUCAAAUCUGAUGGACUGCAAAAUGUGGGGGGCAACAGACCCCAUUGUUUUCUUUUAAAAUUAUUAAUCAAUAUGAGCAAAGGGUUUAAGGUAAAGAACCCCUGGAUGGUUAAGUCCAGUCAAAGGUGACUAUGGGGUGCGGCGCUAAUCUCACUUCAGGCCGAGGGAGCUGGUGUUUGUCCACAGACAGCUUUCCAGGUCAUGUGGUCAGCAUGACUAAACUGCUUCUGGUGCAACGGAACACCAUGACGGAAACCAGAGCACAUGGAAACGCCGUUUACCUUCCUGCCACAGUCAAUAUGAGCACUUGACUAUUGGUACAUGAAAACAGUGCAUCAUAAAGUAAGCAAACUCCUGACUCUUCCAGUGACAUGUGAGGAGGGAGUGGGAAUAAGCAAAAAGGAAAAGGAAUAAAUUGAAAGCCGCAUUGCACAAGCAGAAGUUCUUGCGCAGGGCUUCCGCCGGCAGGGGCCCCUUAGGUGAAUCCGGCCCCUAGGUUCCCAUCUGUCUCUUGGACUACUUUUUAAAGUUCCCACUCACAAGAGGGUUUAACAGAAUGAAUGGGAUAGAGAGUUGUGCAGCAUUUGAUGCUAGAAUAAAGCUAUAUAAAUUAAAUGGCAAUUAAGGAGAAGACAAUUACCAUAGUUGUCCCAAGGCCCUGGAAUUACCCUCCUAUGGAAAGUAUGAAGCUGCGUCUUUCAUUUCUUUCCAGAAUAAUAAUAAGAGCAAACACAAAACUUUCUUAUUCCAGAGAGCAUUUGUCUAUUGAGUUGUGCUGUGCUGUUGCUAUUACAUUUUUUCCAGUUCUGAUGUUAUCUGUUGUAAUGAAUUUUCUGUUUUAAUGUGAUUGUUGGAUGUUAGGUAUAUGUGUUAAUGUCUUGAGCUGAGGAUAUUUGGGAUAGAAAUAUGUAUUUUAAAUUGAGUAAAUAGAAGUGGAAUACUGGCUCCGAAAUACCAAGAUUGGACUAUUGAGAACAGUCAGCUAAAACUAUUCAUUACACACAGACUGUGAGAGUAGAAGCUGUCCUGAGAAAGUGAAACAUCUCUUAUUUGUGUCAUCAUACCCUUUAUGUGGAAGCGUGAUCUAUUUUUACCUGAGGUAAAAGAGUAAAAAGGGACUUGAAGGUGUGAGAGGAGUUUCUGACAUAACACUGUUCAUGUAGUUCCUCCACCCCAUAAUAAUUUGUAUGUUCAAAUGCACAUUCACAUUAACAGAUCUUUUAAAAACCACUCAUGCAGAAGUACUUUCAAAGCCUUUCAGCACAGUGAAGCCACAUCUGCACCAUAUAUUUAAGGCGCUAUUAUACUACCUUAACAGUCAUGGCUUCAUAGUUUGUUCAGGGUGUCGUUCGGAAACCCCUAUUUCCCUCACAAUCCUUCUUCACGGGGAAGUGGGAAUUGUAGCUCUGUGAGGGGAAUAGGGGUUUCCGAACGAUUCACAGCACCCUUAACAAACGACAGUUCCCAGGAUUCCUUAUGAGAAGCCAUGGCUGUUAAAAUGUUAAAAUAGUGAUUUAAAUGCAUGGUGCAGGGGUGGCCUAAGUGUAUUUUUAUCUCCCACAGUUCAUGUAUCUUCCUUGGAGGUUGUGAUUCAUUUGCAACAACAGUAUUUUCCCCGAGCUGUGAAAACACUUUGGGUGGUAUUCAACAAAGUUUUACUGAGAGUAGACCUGCUGAAAUUAAUGUGUGGGGUCCAUUCAUCUCAGUGAAUGCUCGCUAAGUGAAGCUUAGUUGAAUACCACCUAAUAAUGUACCUGAGGGAAAUGUGAUGCCCCCUCAAAUGGCACCUCCCUUGUUGUUAUGCUUGCCAUGUGGGAAUGCGUGGGAAUGUCAUUGGUAAUACAAUGUUUCUUGUGAAAUUAGUGAUCAGCAAUGCAGCUUCUCCUUCCCAUGCCCUGCUUACCCUAUUCUGUUAACUUACUUUUUUAUCAUGUUUAAUUAUUUUCUUUAAUGGAAGCUAUCUGAUUUCAGGCUGUGUAAUUUCUCCUCUGCAAUGCUUUCCCAGUAAUACUGAUUAAAAUAGAAAAGCACAGCAAAGCUUUUCUCCCCUUUCCCAUCUCACAUAUUAGGUGAGCCUUUUUUAUUAUUUAAAGUAUUUGGUACAGGCUGGAUCCUGGCCUGGUUCCUGAGUCAUUUCUCCACCUCUCCCCUCCUCUUCAUCUGCAGUUCCCCACCCUGUUCCCAAGGGUCUCUCACCCCAGAAGCAGAUUUUCAGGAUAUACAAGGGGCUGAAGUGAAAGGGGGGGGGGGAGGCAAACUUCAUUUCAUUCAUGAAAAGAAAAUCGGGUCUCAGACCACUUGCAGCUUUUUUCUCAUAUGCAAGUGUGCAUUUCUAGGAAGGCUGUGGAAGGGAUUGGGCAAAACAGUCGCACAACUAUUGUCCUUGCAGCAAAACCUCCUCCCUUGGCAUCACAUGUGGAUGCAAUAUUAUCACUGGAAUAAGGGACCUCCAAAAUGCAGAGGGCCUUUUGUUCCCUGGUAAAUGAGAUACUGCAUUGCAAAACAUUCUCCCUCUUCUAUCUGUGGCCUCCAACAUUAGGGGCAGGGAUGCCUGAAGAGUGAUGCCUGGAAUAGACUCCCCGAGUGCUGCAGAUUUGUACCUCUCACAUUUGCCUUUUCUAUUUUAAAGCUUCUCUCGUUUUCUAUUUUAAAGCUGCUUCUCUCCUGAGUGUCACAAAUGCUGCGAGUACUUACACAAAGCAUCAGUCUCUUAAAACUGAGAGAGAACCAGAGCCGAACAUGGGAUGUCCCUCUAAUAAGGAACAGUUGAGGUGGAUGCGAAAGUAUCACCUCUCGACCUUGUGCUUGACAGGAAAGCGAAUGAAGCGUGGCCAGGGAUUUUUUUUUAGCUUUGGCCUUUCUCAGCUCAUAUUUCCAGAAAGAUGUUAAAAAUUCAGAUGUGCUCAAAAAUGUUAAAAGUGAAGGUAUGCGCCUGUUUCAAGUCGCCACCAUAUUUUAUAGCCAGGCAGCGUCCAUCUAAUCCCUUUGUUUCUUCAUUUAUGUAACAUUUUUGCUCCGUUUGGGGGUGGUUACGAGUCUUAACUGAUUCAUAGCUCAGCUUUUGCAGAGCUUAUCUUAAUUAACUAGCCGAGUAGCUGAGCUCUUGAAAACAGCUGUGGUUGCACGGAGCAACUUUGCUCAGGCAGAAUGCAUCUCUCAUUUCUAACUAGCCAAUGAUAUUGCCUGAGAAUCCCUCAGUGCACAAAUGCAGCAGCACUUUAGAUAAAACAUUCCAGAAGAAAAUAGGGUGGGGGAAGCAGCAACCUAAAAAGCACUGGAGUAGGCAGAUCUCCUCCUUCCUUAAGAAAUAGAGUCUGUGAGUGAGCCUAUUGUCGGGCAAUGAAACAAUCAAGAGCCCACCCAACUCCCAUAGAGCUUUCUGCAACCUCUCAGCCAUUUCCUGCUCCCAGGAGGCCUGAGGUGCCUAGACCUUGAGGUAAAAGCAGAGGAAACGGGAGGGCAAACACCAAAUUCUUUCUCACUGCCUAAAGAGAAGAUGGUGGCCUUCCUCUGCAGUGCAAUUAAUCCCCCUCCCACCUCCCCCUGCCUAGACCCAGAAUUAAUUACUUGAUUAUAAACCCCAAGUGGUAGUUAAUAAUAAUCCCCUCAAAAUUGGUCUUUGCUGUCAUUUUCCCCCUCCCACAAACUCCCUUGCCUGCUCCUAACCAGUUAACAUUUCCUCCUGCUCUGUCCUUCCCCUGUUUUCAUUAAAGGUUUGAAACUAGGCAGAUUUUUUUCUCCUGAGGGGGAUUAGGUGCACUGAGAGAAUUAAGGGCAAACGUCUGUGGAUUUUCUCUCUCUCUCUCUGAGCGUGCCCUUGGUGCAACGUCUGGAGGUGCCCAGUACCGAUCCUGUACUAGCAGCUUUUGGCUGGAGACCAGCUUCUCCAAGCCAAGCUGUUGAGCAGAUGAUUCAAACUGAGUAGCCAUUUUGGGAUUGGUCAGUUAGGUCCAGCUUUCCGUCCUUCUCUCUUUUACAGGAACUCAGUAUUUGAGGGCAGAGUAGGUUUUCCCCAUCUGAUAAUGGUUUUUAAUGCACACACAACAACACACAAAUUCAAAUGCUCUUCCCCAAAAGCCUGGACAGAAAGAUCUUUGCAUGCCAACAAAUCAGCAUCAGUUCUACUGUCAUUUGCAUAGAGUAAGGCUUGCUACCACAGAGAAGAGAGAGGGAGCAUUUGGGAGGGUUGGUUCUAAAAUGCUUUGCCUUCCUCUAGGUCUAUGUAUGCUUGGGUCUGUAUAAAUACUCCGCUAUGGCCUCUGAACUAGUUUGGGUGGGCAGUGUUUCUGUCUGUCCUUCAUUCGUUCCCCAACCGUAGAAAUAUAGUAAAUAUUUAUCAGACCUGGGAGAAGUUAUCUAAUUAGGGAAAAUGUGUUCUGCAUGAAAAUAAAUCCAAAUUCCUACCCUAAAUAAUCUAAACAGCACGCUGAAAAUUGGGCUGCAACAAUUGGAGUAAUCCUAUUCCCAUUGGGGAGCAGCAAGGUGUGCUUCUCCAACAAAGAGUAAACUAUGCAGUGUCCUAACUGCCUCCUCAACCAUUGAUAUGGAAGGUGCUCUGUUGGUUAAUCAUUAGAUUAACCAUUAGAUGAACUUUUUUAAAAAGAGCUUCCCCAACUGAUUAGGCAGGUAGAUUAAAAAAAAAACACCUAAUUAAUUUAAAGAUUAGUACCCAAAAAAGUCAUAUGUGAUGGGUGCCAUCUUAGGAGAGGCAUUUCCCCAUCUUUCUCCCUGUGCACAUAUUAAGUGUUGCCUAAAAAGCAAGAAAUGUGUUCUUCUUUUGCAACUGUUGUUGUUUUCACUUACGGAAUUUAUGCAAAGUGGAUUGAUUUAAAACUCAUACAAUUAAGGAGUUAACUUCUUCAGUCAGAUGAUGGCUAUUAAAAAUAAAAUAAGAAUCCUGUGCUCUGAAGAAAUCAAGCAGAUCUUAUCACCCACCAUCAUGUUUUAUAAAGCACCCCAAAUUCUUCUGUGUGCUGUUCAAUGAAAAUCUUAAGAGGAUGAUGCUCUGCCUUUAGGUUCACACUCUGAAUUUGGCCAGUACCAUGUGAUAGCUAAAAGGGUGGGUAGAUGGACAGAAGGGGAGGGAACGAAACAAAAUAUAUAGAUGUUUGUUUAUUUUGGGGGGGGGAAAUGAUUCUUGAUUGGUUCAGAGUCGUCUGAAAGCUCAUGGAAGGCCUGGCUCUGCCUGGAUAAGAGCUCUCUUGGGAAGUAGGUGUAAGAUGCUGCGACUUAUGUGGAGGUGGAGUGGGCUGCAAGUUUAAUAAAUAGAUUGUCCUUUCCCUCUGUUUUAUGGGAGACAGAGUCUCCUACCUGCCUUAUAUAUAUUCAAAUGCCCACAUGUUUCCAGGAUUCCAAGUUCUGUGUGUUCAGAGAUCACAACACAUGGAACAAAUCCAGCCUUGCUUUUACUAUACAUGCUGCCUGUAGAACAGCUGUUAGGUGUGGUUGUUUUUUUCUCAUCAAUGGAUAGGAGCUGAUCCAUACAGCCAUGUUAAUCAACAUUAUCUCCUUGUAUGACAGCCAAUGUGGCACAUAGGAUAAAGUGCCAGAUCUCUUUAAUCUUGCCCUGCUUUCUCUUUGUCUUUGGAAUUGGGAAGAGAUUUUUCACAAGGCAGGCUGAGUUGUACGGCGUGGCUUGCUUAUUUAAGCCACGUGGGAUCUGUGCCACAAAUCUUAUUUAUUCCCUGUGAUGUGCCUUGAUCUUUCAUUGUUGCCUAGUUAACCUAGUGAGUCAUCAUACUAUGAUUAUGGGAGCCGCUGUGAUGUAAUGGAUAGAAUGUUUGGCUUGAACCAGGGAGACCUAGAUUCAGAUCCCUGCUCUGACAAGAAUCUCCUUGAGUAGCCUUGGGCAUGUUGCUGUCUUUUAAGUCUGGCCUGCCCCAGAGGGCAGUUGCAAGGAUAAAAUGUCCUUGGCUUUUUGGAAGAAGGGCAGGUGCAAAUUAAACAAACAUGUAAACUGCAAUUAUCCACAUGAUAGUUGAUCAGCAAUAGCCACAGCAAUUGGAUAGAGCUUAAUCAUCAUGUGAAAUAAUUGCUGAUCGGUGCCAUAGCUGGACAACGUUAUCUGGGACAAAGGUGUGCAUCUGACUGUUAAGAUUAUACACCAAACACAUUUGUUGAUGCAGAAGAUAAAGACUCUGCAGGACUGGUUUAUCUGGAUCAUUUAUUAUCACAAAAAGCUCAUUUGCCAGAAAUGAGAUCAACUUCCCCUGCUGCAUGAAGUCAACCAGGAAGCUUUCUCAUCCGAAAAGGUGUUUGCCUAAAGCCCUUUCGUCUCUCUUACGUCUUCCAAACCAGUGAAGAUCCAUUAUAAAUAAUGUCCUUCCCCCACUCUUCAGAAAGGACUAAAAAUGGCAAUGUCUGGAUUAAUUUCUGCCCCGUGCAUUCAUUGUGCCAUUGUCAAAAGUGCCAUUUUAUUCCUCCCACCCUGGUCAUUUCUCCAGAUAUGAUAUCUGGGCUGGAUGAGGGCCCAGAAAAGCCAGCCUGGUGAAGGCAGUUAACUAAAAAUUGGGCACAAUAUGGAAGUUGAUACCUUCAGUUGAUAUUACACUAGAGCAGGCUUGCACAACUUGUGACCUACCAAACAUGUAUACUGAUUCAUGUUUGUGUCUGUAGAAGAGAUGUUGAGUACCUGGUAGGCUAAAUGGGUCACAAGUUGUAGAGGUCUGCACUGGGGGAUAUAAGCAUUCCAAUAUUAUUGGUCUCUUUGGUUGCUGUACUAUCAGUAGUAUAUAUUCCUUCCACCACUUAAUCUUCCAUGUGCCUUCAUAGUGUGCUCCUUCCUUCCUUCCUUCCUUCCUUCCUUCCUUCCUUCCUUUUUGCCAGCUCAAUCUAAAAUGUAUUACUUGGCAUUUCCUAAAUCGUGCUGUUGAUAACCAGAGUCAAACUCUUCUGUUAUUUACAAUGUCUAUCUUCUUAGGUGUGUCAGUAGUACAUUUUUUUAAAAGUACUUUAAAAAUGGCAAGCAGCUAUAUGGUUUAUUGAUACAAGAAUCAUGACAAUAAUAAAAAAUCUCAAAAAUUAAAUAUGAAGUAAAACUGAGGGAAAAGUUACAUAAGCCUCAAACAAGACACAGUCAAGCAAAAUGAAAGCCGAACUCUUGUAUAUGUUACAGUGUUGCCCAUUGUGUUAAUAAUAACCUUGUAAUAAUUAACUGUGAGAGCAUGAGACUGUUUUUUAAAAAAAUGUUUUAGAUAUGUGUUUGUUUUGUUUUUAAGUGUAUUGGCUUCUGUUCAACGUAGUGCUAAGGUUAUGGUUUCCUCAGCAGAAGGAUUUUCCUUAUACCACAAUAAUUUAUUUCCAUCUCCUCCACCAAUGCGCUCUACGAUCUGUUUUAGGGGUUCUUCCAACCUUCCAGAGCAGACUCAGAGGACUGUGGGGGGCACAUGCAGUGGGAGUAGAGAAGGAUAUUCCCAUUGGAUUAGUGGGAAUUCUUGUAAGGGCUUCUGCCACUGCAACUAUUUAGUUGAUUAAGGCCCAUUAUUUUGCUAAUUUGUUGCUGUUUGCUGCCCUUGACUCCUGGGGGGGAGGGGUCAGAUAGAAAUUAAAUAAUUAAAAUAUUUCUAAAUAUGUUAAGAAAAGCAUGAGUGAGAUACCUCUCAGGUUUUCUCACACUGAGAUUCAUACUUUUCAAUUUUUGAUUGACAAAACCAUGACAUUAUCACACAACAAUUAACACAUUUCCAGCAUGGAAUAGAAUUGCCAGUCUACAAGCAUGCUUUGGAAAGGUGAGGUUGGUUGGUAGAAACUUUUGCUGUUACUCUCUGAAUAUGAUAAACUAAGCUUGUUCAUGGCUUUGGGGAUGGAGUUAAAAACACAUUUAUUCAGGGAUUGAUCAGACCUUGUUAAGGAUGCAAUCGAUAAUCGCAGAGGUGUCCCAGGAGCUAUAGGAUAUUGUGAAUCUCCCUCCACAGGCAAAGGGGGAACUGCAUUGCUAGAGGUCCUUUCUGGAUGACUUCAGAAAUUUCUGAGAUUGUAGCUGUGAUGGAGGCAGGGCUGAAAGGGUAGCUUGUGUGGAUGUCUACUCAACAGGAUCCUUGUCUCCCUCAUAGCACCAAACAGAACCAGAAACCACUGGCAUGGGAACAUACCUAGUUAAUUCCCUUGCUUAAGAGGCAAUUGAAGGGAACAAAAAAAGGACAGAAGCAGGGGCUUAGGAGAUGGAGGGUACCUCUGUUGUUGAUCUCCCACAACUGCCACCAGAAGGGUUGCUCUGCCUAUGGUCUUGAGCCAGUUACCCUGGCUUCAAGGGAUCAGAGAUGCCUUUUUAAGGGAACGGGCUAAUGGUUAGAAGAUGCCUUCAGUCUGAUCCAGCAUGGUAUCCAAUACCAAAAGGGAGAUCUUCCAAGUGAGGAGUGCAGGCCCUCCAUCUUCUCCAAACUGGCUACAUUAUUGUUUUCCCUAGGUUAUUUUUGUGGCUAACAAGAAAAUUGUUGCUAACAAGAAAAUAAGUUUUUGAGAGGCUUGAGGGGAUGGGAACUUCAGGAUCAAGAAGUCUUGGAGUUCUCCUCAUGACAUUUUAGCUCUCUGGGUAUGUUUCUGAAAGCUCAUGUAGGGAACUAGCCAGGAAACGAUGGACGCUGCAUAUUUAUAACACAGGAUGGUCCUGAAAAGGCAGUUCAUGUGUCUUUUAGAAACUUUAUUCUUUUUUUGGAGCUUGGGAGGGAGACUGCUUUCCUUGUUCUUGUAAUGUCACAGUGGCUGUGUGUGGGCAUCGCGAUGCACCAUAGUUUAUGCUUUAGCAUAGACAUGCAGGUGUCAGGAGCCAGAGUCAGAUGUAGGUCAGUGAUAAAAGAACACAGUGUUGGCGAUCUUAACUCUUUAACGAAGAAACCAAAACAGCACAGGCUUAGUGAUCCCAGCAACUCUACCCAGUAGGUCUUGACACGCAAUGAGACAGUUGCAAGGACUGAAGGUUCGCACCUUCCCACAGCUGCCUAAGUCCCCACCUCUCCAGGGUUUUUUCCAAGCAAUUGGGGACAGUGUCUGCACGCAACAGUCCUCUUCUCUUUUCAUUUCUGUGUGUGUUGUGAGAGACUGGGGGGGGGGGGCUAGCUGCAGCAGGAAGGGGAGACUCCCUGGAUUCUUCAGCAGCCGGCCUCAUCUCUGUCUCCUGGCCCUCCUCCUCUCCAGCCUCUGAAUCAGGACUGCUCUCUGCCUCAGGCUCUUCCUGCUCACUAAACCCUGUUGCCUUUGGACACCUCCUUCCUUCCUUCCUUCUGCUCCCUUUCCCCCCCUCUGACCACUCAUGGUCAUCCCACCAUCAGUCUUCUGGCUCUGAGCCUUCUUCCCCUGGGGGUUCCCUUGGGGGUUUCCCAGCUGGUGCCUCCCACUACUCUGCCUCCAGCCAAUCCAUGACAGCGAAUGACUCUCUUUUCACUGUUUCACCCAGCAGGAGAAACAAACAACAAAGCCAGACUUCACACUCUGUUCAAAGUGGUUUAUUUUGCUACAAGCAAGUCAUGAUGUGAAGCCAAGCUUUUGCUCUUUGCUCCCCUUUCAUAGUUUGUUUGAGGGUUUCCUGGCAUGGACAUUAACACUAAACCUGGGCAACAUUGUUUGUUGCUCCCACUUGCGCAAGGAGAGGAACAAAGCAGUAGUGCUAGUCAAUGGGUUUCUGUGAAGAGUGAGAGCUAAGAGUUCUAGAAGACAUUUUGACUUAUGGCUCUCACUGUAGGUGUGAGACGCAAACUCCAUUUGAUACAUUACAUCAAAAGCGGUAAUGCAUAAGUCAUUUUAAAAUUAUCCUGCUUCCAGGUAACUUGUAAGCCAGUUCUGGAACACACUUUUUCUGACUCUUGAUUGUCUUUCCUCUGUUUGUCCCUUUUCUUGCAGAAGAUGCUAGUGAAGCAGCAGGACCGCCUGGAGGAACGCGAACAAGACAUUGAGGAGCAGCUCUACAAGUUGGAGUCUGACAAGCGGCUGGUUGAAGUAGCUUGGAUUUCUCUCUUCUUCCCUCCCCUCCCCAGUGUUAGACGCAAGAAGGAUGCUGGGCUGCAGUUACCCACCAGUCAAGGAAAUACCUUGAUAGAAAAACUGGGAAGGGAGAAAGUUUCAGCCAGCAUAGCAAUCAUGGAACCCUAGGUUUUAAGACCUUAUUCUGCCAGAAUGACCUUAUAAAGGGCCUGUCUGCUGUAGCUCCUAAGCAAACCCAGUAGCCAAAGUUUAAAGGACACAAGGGUGUGAAGUCUUUGGCAGAGAGAGCAAAAAUGACCGACUCUGCAAGCAUCUCUCCAUACAGCUGUAAAUCCAAGAACUUGCUUUGUUCAGCAGGGACGAACCUCUCAAGGUUUGGUUCCCAUCAUCCUAUCCCUCCUGGUGCCUUACUUAAGUAACCCUACUUUCUUCUUCUGUGAUGAGGAACAAAGACCAAGAGUCCUCACUCACAGCCUCCUUCAAGUUAUUAUAUACCCCAUUCUCUUCCUGGUUGCCUGGUGUUCCCUGUGCAAUGGCUACUAGUUUAGUUUCCCCCAAACUGGAUAGCCACUCUAUCCUGUUCCUAUACUGAACAACUCUGUAUUCUUGUGGCUCCCUCCUAGUCUGAUCAAAGCAAAGUCAGUAACCUAUGCUUUUUUGUUCUUCAGAAAAAAUUGAGAGCCUGGGUAGGUGCCCUAGGCAUAGCUACUGCAUAAAGGAACACCAAUCAUUUAGUUUCAGAGUGCAUCCUCCCCACCCAGCCUCAGUCACAAAAGAUAAAGCAAGUAGGUAUGAAGGGAGGCUAACAAGAGGCAUUUUUCUUCCCCCUUCUAUACCACCAGGAGAAGGUGAAUCAGCUGAAGGACGAGGUGCGCCUGCAGUAUGAGAAGAUGCACCAGAUCCUUGAGGAGGAUCUGCGCAAGACGAUGGAGAUCUUAGACAAGGCCCAGGCAAAAUUCUGCAACGAGAAUGCUGCCCAGGUGCUUCACCUCAGCGAGCGGAUGCAGGAGGCCAAGAAGCUGCUCAGCUCCGUUCAGGUCAUGUAUGACAAGACCGAGGACAUCAACUUCAUGAAGGUGAAGUGGGGGGUGUUUGGGGAAGGGGAGGGUCUGGUGGAGCACUUGGCAGCAGGAAUAAGGGAAGGACUUGGAGCUUAUGUGACAACCCCGACCCCAAAAUGGCCGCUUUAAGCUGCCUCAGCUUGACACAGCUUCACUUGCAUCCACAGAAAUGGAAGCUUCUGCUUUUCCCUCCUACCUCCCAUGAAUUAAUUAACUGUUUGGCACAACUUGGGAGUCCCACUCAUUCCCUACACUGGGCUACUUACCUGCCUAAAGAGCAUCAUGAAUGUUGUCUCUUGUGCGGCUAAAUUGAGCCCGUAAGGAUGACCAAGCUUCAGAGGGAAGAGCUCAACCCAGGGUAGUUUCAUCUUCCGAAAGAUCUCAGAGAUGGGGAGUAAUGUUUAUUUGUCCGGGUUACUUCUUGUUUUCUACUUGUGUGUAGAUACUCAAGAACAUCAUGCAAAAUGUGUGUGCCUUGUGACAUUUUAAAUUGUCAUACUGAAAUUGUGGAAGAACUGAUUGGAAAAGGAUUGGGUACCCCUUUCUUUAUGUGUUAUUAAGAGCAGAGGGGUAUUGGACAAAUAGCAGGGAGACUCAGGUUCAAAUCCCCCCCUUGGCCUUGAGCCGUUCACCAUCUCUGAGUCUAACCCACUUCACAGAGUUGUUCUGAAGAGAAGACAGGAAAACUCAGUGUAGGCUACCCUGAGCUCUUUGGAGGAAGUGGUGGCAAGUAGCACAUUAUCAGAAAUGUGGAGCUGGCGGAGCUCUCAGGGCAUAGCCUUGAAUGCACAUUAUGCAGCAUUCAGGCUGAAGCUAAGGCAGCCUGGCCAGGCAGUGCCUGGAGCCCUAAGCCUAAUCUACCUCACAGGAAUGUUCUUUAGAAUAAGGAGCGUCUGGCAACCCAAAGUUAAGGAUUAAUCUAGGAAGGUGUGCUAGCUGCCAUAAGAAACACCAAGCAUUUAAGGCUGGAGGAGGGGGAUGAUAUAUAUAUGGGUGGUUACUACUUUGGAGUAAAGUUCCACCAGGGAAAAGCUCAACAUUUCUUAGGUUCAGGAAGAUGGGAUUUGCAAUAUUAGGUGCUGCUUUGUAUAACAUGUCAUACUAGGAGAUUUACGUCGCACCUGGUGGGGCACCGACAUGUCCCCAACAGGUUUCCCUUUCUGGAUUCCUAAACUGAAUCUUGUCAUGUCAUGCAGCAGGCUAAUGAAUACAAGGGGCAUCUCAACUUGUGCUCUGGUGUAAGAUAUUGCUGAGCAACCCCCUCUCGGGUUAAUCUCCCCAUCACAUAGACCAGAUGGCCCACUCCUCAUUUUAGAAAGACGAUAUGCCCUUGACCCCUUGAACAGUGCUGUCUGUCAAAAAGAGGCUUUCCAAGUAAAUCUCAGCAGCUGAUUGGCAGGGUAUUUACACCCUACUGGAGUAUAUCCCUUUAGCUGAGCUGAUCCACCAAUGUUGGCCUAAUUGUGCUUCAAUAAAUAUCCAGAACCUGGAGUGGUAGCCUGUAGCAAAUGGAUUGUUUUAAUUUUUUUUUUUUGCUAGGGUGCAAUAUAGCUAUAUAAAAUGGCCUUUGAGCUGGAGGAUAGAGUUUUUUGUUGGCAUUGUUCUGACAGUAGGGAGAUGACAUGAGGCUAGAGUGGUGGAGGGAAAUGAAAGCAAUAACCUCUGUAAUCUUGUGCCUCAGAGUUAGUGGUUUGUUCUGGACUGUAGCUAAAGUGACAAGUUAAAGUCUAAAAUCAAGAUGCUGAUUUAACUAUGUUGUUUCUGUGGGGAGCUGAAGUUCCCAUAAUCAUCAUCAUCAUCAUCUGAAUUAAAGAUUUACAAGGCAGUUUCUGCCUGGCACACCUGGUUGCUUUAGAGAGCAUACUCACAAGACGAAUGAAAACGGCCCUUCUAGUUCCACCUUUGUUAUCCUGGAGGAAUGGAGCCAAGCCAUAAAUUACUCAGAAGAAUUCUUCAAAGUGGCAGCAUUUAUUUUGCUUUUGUUAAGGUGUUGUGCACUGCUAAGGACUGAGCUUGAAAUCUGGUGGCAGAUGCUUCCAUUCAACAGAGGGAUGCAAAGGUGUUGUUUGAGUCUCAAAUAAUAGACUUUUGGUAUAGUAACAGCAGCUUAGCAUUACGUAGUACUUCAAAGUGGAUUACAUAUAUUAUCAUUACAACGUUUUUACAACAGCCCUGUAAAACAGCUCAGCUUUAUCUACCUUUAGUUCAUUAUAAGGAGCUGCAUAAUUCCGAGGCUAGUGACCUACAUGGCUCAGUACUGCAGCCCUGACUGGCAUUGGACUUCAGGGCCUUGGCUUUGUCAGCCUUAGCCUUGUUACCUAAGAUCCUUCUGCUGCAGAUGCAGGGACUGAAUCUGGGAUCUCUACCUAUGUGCUUUGCUCUGAGUUGUGGCCUCUCUCAGAUAGUGCUGCUGUAUCUGGGAAGUACAGUGUGUGGCUGUUUGUGAGGAUGGGUGGUUGAGUAAGAGGAAUGUCCUUCAUAUGAAAUCAAUGAGGGUGCGAGGGAGACAAAAGAGAAAUAUACAGAAAUGGGAAAAGGUGCUGCUGCUGUGCCACAAGAGGUCUGCAUGACUUACAGCUUCUGAUUCCAUUUUCUCUAUUGCCUCCUAGAAUACCAAGUCGGUGAAAAUCUUGAUGGAUAGGUAAGAAAUCAAUUUCCUGGCAGUCUGGGUUUGGGUGAAGGAGGGUGCAUGUCUAUGAUACAGCUAAUCUAGAGGAUCUUCUUUGGGGAGAGCAAUAGGUAGCAAAAGGAGUGUUUUGUAGACAUCUUAAGCUACUGUUCCUCCCACAGCAUUGGGGAAACCUUGCGAUAGAGUUCCAUCAGACUGAUCUACUUCAUUCAUGUGGUCCCUGGCAUGUCUAAAAAAACAGCAGGUAAAGGCUGUGGUACGUAGGUGGUCUGUGGACAAAUGCCAGCUCCUUCGGCCUGAAGUGAGAUGAGCACCACACCCUAUAGUUGCCUUUGACUGGACUUAACCAUCCUUAAAAAUCAUACAGCGUCUAGCAUUACAAUUGCUGCAACAGACAGAAAAGUCAUCAAGUGGGGGAGGAGUUUGGGAACUGCUGCUUUAUCGGGGAGUUACAGUCUUGCUAGAAGUAGGGAUGAGGUGCUACUGCUGAAUUCUAGUGUUUAUAUCUUGAGCUCAGCACAGUGCGAAGAAGAGAAGAAGCCUUAUUUACUGUGAAAGAAUUAGGAUGCAUGAUCUGUCCAGCUUUCCUGAAAGAAAGCUGAGAGAAAAAUGGAUUAUAAUGCCUAUCCACUUCCACAGGUAGAAAAUACUUGGUACUAAAGGUAUUUUUUCAUGAAUUGGAGGGAGAUGAGAUGAGAACUGAUUGAUGAGCUGUGCAAAAUCCACUUAAAAAUCAGCACAGCGUUUUCAGGGGCAAUUCUAACCUGCAAGACAGGUUGCUCACACUUUGUAAGAAUCUUGUUGACCAAAUCCCACCUCUAAAAGAGUGUAUCUUCUUGAACUGCACUCAAGUCAUGCCUCUGUCUUAUCUGUGGGUCCUGCCUGUGUUACUUAGCUGUAGGCAAUGUGUGUGUGUGCAGUAGUGGCGCGCAGGGGGGGCGCUCUUACAGCAUUGGGUUCUGCUCUGUAGCUCCACCAUCAAUGCAAAAUAAAAAUAAAAUUAAACUGUGUUAGUGAAACUAGGUAAUUUUGAUCAGUAUUAAUGACAGGAAAAUGUUGAAAGAGAAUAUGGUAGUGGUGAAUGGAAUCAAAGCGAGUAAUGUGGCGCGACACAAAGUCAAGGAAAGAACCAGCUGGCCCAACUCAGAAGGGAAUUACAAUCUGCUUUCCAGCAGAUAGUAGAAGGAGGAAAGUCAGUACAGUACUUCAGUCUGUAAUGUCGUAUAAUGCCCCCCCUUUUUUUAAAGGACCCAGAACUGCACAGGAGGCAGCCUGCCCCCUCCCAAGAUUGGCCACCUCAAUUCCAAGCUCUUCCUGAAUGAGAUUGCCAAGAAGGAAAAACAGUUGCGGAAGCUUCUGGAAGGUGAGUGAUGUCUCUCUUGACCCUUCCAUCUCCUAGGCACACCUGAACCCAGGAGGGAAUGCUCUAAUCUGUCUUUGUAUACGAUACACAGCCUUGGUGUUGCUGAUCAGAGUGGUGCUUUGAACUAGAAAUCCAAAUAUCAUUGAAAGGGUGAGGGUGGGAAAGGUAGGGAGCGGAUGUUCCAUGCCAUGGUUUUCUCAGGGGCCAAGUUUAUUUUUGCUGUAUGUUAUUGUUUGAGAUCAGUCUCUUGGAUUUGACCAUUACUUGUCACCAGCUAGCUACCCUGAGAUUAGGGCAAAUGAUUAAAAAACCCAGAAAAUUCUGCAGUCACAUGUAAUUUCUUCUAUAUAUAUAAAAGUGAAGUAGGAAGUAGCAGUUCUGGAAUACAUCAGACUGUCUUGAGCCUCCCCAGCCCCUAGGCGCAUGGCUUUCAAAGCAGAGGAGAGUGAUCCUAAAAGGGUAUGGGCAGUUUGUUAAGGGUAGUUCUUCUUAUUCCUGCAGUGCGGUUGAUCCCAGAGUAAUCUUGGGGCAAUUUAUGAUCUCUGAUUAGGAAGGAAGGUUUUUCUUUGUCUUUGUCUUGUUUUUGGUACCUGUCUUUCAAAUCAGGAAGAGUUGGAUGUUACACUUGGAAAUACUUGGAUGAUGUGUUUUCAUGACUUAGAGAAACACUCUUAAACAUGUCUAGGUUUGCAACCUUUAACUCUGAUAUUUCAGGCUAGACGUCUUCCUCCUUCCCCAAUGGACAGUGUUGCCUCUGACUUCUCAUUGUCCCUUGCAGCCCCACUCUACUUGGAAGUACUGUCCACUAAAUCUUUGGGAAGGACUUACUUCCAAUUAACAAAUUGUAUAGGGUCUGCAACCUUUUAGUCUGAUUCUUAAGCAUAUUUACUUGCGGCAUUUUCAGGGGCUCACUUAACAUGGCAUAAGUUCUCAGCCAUAGCCUUCCUCUUUUGGUCUCUCUAUUUCCUCUGUAUUUCCAAAUACAAUCCCAGUGCCUGUCAGGUAAGCUCUUAUUACUCUCUGUAAGAAACCUUAAAUGUACAUGCUGUUUUCAGCAUGACUAUGACUCAGCAAAGAUAGUACUCCUGUCAGCCCCCUCUUAAAAACACUUUCACUUUUGGGUUGCAGUAACAAAAACAUCACAGGCAACACAUGGGAGGGGAAAACAUUGCUCUAUAAGUUGGCUGUAGUUUGGCUUCAGCUGGAGUGCUUUUCCAUUUUUGAAAGGGAUUCAGUGUGUGUGUGUGUGUGUGUGUGUGUGUGAGAGAGAGAGAGAGAGAGAGAGAGAGAGAGACUGUGGGUUAAGCAUGCAAAGAAAAGAUAACGCAGCUGAGCUUGACACAAAGAAGGCUUUGGCUAUGGUAUUAGAUUUGACACCCAAAAUAGUGGCUGUUGUGAAGAAGAAGGUGAAUGGGCUGUAUGCCAGGAUCGUAAUGCUCAGGGGUGGGAAACCUCAAGCUCUGGGGGCUAGAUGUGGCCCUCCAGACCUUUUUAAUGGCACUUGGAAUUCUGCCCCCACCCACAGCCCUCACUGCCUCCACAUUUUAUUUUAGUGUUUCUGCUUAGGUAGACUGUAUACUCUCCCGGAGGGAGAGAGGUGUGGCUGGGCAUAUAAAUUGUUUUAUUUGUAGAGAAAGCUCUGGCUUUUGUGUGGCUGUAAUGUAGACAGUCAAACCCAUUGCUCUGCCCACUUUUGCCUUUGGUUCUGCCUACCCCUGGCAUGCCGUGCCCCUCCCCACUGAAAGAAUGCCCAAGGAGGAAUGCAGCAGCAGCCCUCUGGCUAUACACAGUUCCAUGGAGGUAAGUCCCACUGAGUUCAAAGGGACUUACUUCUGAGUAGGCAUGUAUAGGAUUGCAGUGUGAGGCUAGGAUAAGAAGCAGGGGUUUCAAACUGCAGCCUUCCAAAUCUAGGAUAAAUAUUGAAAGGGGGGGGGGAGAGAACCCUCCUGAAUUCUAAAAGCAGUUUGGCAGUAAAUCUAUUUCCCUUCAGCAGAGAUAGAGCUUCCUUCCCUGGGAAUUUUGAAGAAUAAGCUGAAUGGAAAUCUGUCAAAGGUGGUUUAAAUCUAGGGAUAUCAGGGAAUUGGAGUCAGCUCCCUGAUUCUCUGAGUCUGCAAAGAGAAUAGGCUAUGCUGAAAAUGUCUUAUAUUCCAAGCUGAUGAUCAAGAAGCCUUUGAGAAGCUACUAAAUAUGAGCAUUGAUCUGCAACUAGUUUUGCCAAAGGGUGAAAAAGUGCAGGCAAGCACAAGGCUGGAUAGCAGAACAACCAAGAAUAGGGUGGAAAGAUUGCUAAUUAUUGGAGGAGGUUCAAAAAAAGAGAGAAAAGAAUGACUGUUGUGGAACAAGAAGUCACAAUGGUUUAACGAAGCUUUCCCCAACCCAAAACACUCCAGAUGUUUGGGAGUGCAGUGCCAUUAGCCCUAGACAGCAUAGCAGCUGUAAUAAAAAAUAUCUUGAGGACACAAGGUUGAGGAGAGAUCGCUUGAUGGGUCAAAAAGGGAAUGAUCUUCCAGGCAGAGGGAGCAAGCAACAUCUCAGAAGGUUUGAAUAUGAGCUUGGGAAAACAAAUGGCAGGGCUCAUAGAACUCUAGUUGGCUAGAGGUAUCUUGGUGUUUGCUUGCCUGACAUCACCACCAGAAUACCUUAAAAUCCUGGUCUGGAUUUUCAGCCAUAUGUGGACUUGAAAAAUUGAAUUGGCAAGCUUCACCUGCCAAAGAAACUGCAGUGAGAAUCCAGCUCAGCUUUGUCUUCUCCAGGUGUUGCAGUUCUCUCCACCCCCUUAUCCCUUGGUUUCUUAGCCCCUGGACUCUGCUAAAUUACUCCACUAAUAAUACAGAGCAUCCCAAGUCUGGACUUGCCUAGCAAGCAGGGUGUGAGGUAAUUCUUGGCUGGCAGAGGACACUUAAUGCAACCAGACGUUCACCUUGUACCUCCUGUGGCUGGAAUAGGCCAGGGGGUGGGAAAUUAGGGACAUGGUUAAAGGGUUGUGGCUAUAAAGCUUCACCUUUGAGCUCCUGGGAUAGGUCCCCCAAAGCCAUGUUCUGCAUCAAAAACACCUCCAACUCAAUUAUGCAAAUACAAGAAGCAAUGGAUAUUAGCACCAUCUUCAGAUUUUUGGCACUAGACCGUGGAUAUGCCAUUUUGUGAAACUUGUAUUUUCUGUUCAUUUGUUUAGUGUAAGAACUGCAGGCUGGCAGGCAGUUCUGAGUUCUAAAACAGGAAGGGCCUAGGAUGUUGCCUUUUUCUGUAGUGUUUGGCACUAUGCAGGUCUUCUCUGCCAGAUUAUAGAGGACAUUAUGUGGUCACAGAUUUUCUGGUUCCACAUGCCUCCGAAGGAUCAUUCUCUGACAUUUAGUACUUGGUGAGUUUAUCCUAAAACAAAGCCCCUUAACUUGCUUCCAUGCCGGGUUUGUUUACAUAGUGGAAGAACUAAGAGAACAGUGAGCAAAAUGCCAGGAAAAUCUGUAAAUGAUUGGCGACUCUUUCCCCCAGCUUGUGUUCUUGUGCUUUUUAGUAUGUGGUUGUGAGGUCAGACCUUAUACUUUGACAUUCUCUGCCGAGGCCUAUAUUGCUGCAUGGAAAACUGGGCAAGUGGAUCUCUGCCGGAGGAGGGGAGCGGGGUGUUGCUUCUAGUUGGCUCACGGAACUUGGAAAAGAGGGCUGCCUUCUUGCUCAAGGUGACAGCACGUUGUCUUCUCUGUUUCCUUCAGGUCCCUUCAGCACCUCGGUGCCGUUCCUGCAGAGCAUCCCUAUGUACCCUUGCAGCGUCAGUAAUUCAGGAGCCGAGAAGCGCAAGCACUCCACAGCUUUUCCGGAAGCCAGCUUCUUGGAGCCCUCUUCGGGACCUGUGGCCAGCCAGUAUGUGAGCCAGGGGGCUUCGGCUGCUGAAGGCCAGUCUGCACAACCCAUGGUGCCUUGUAGCUCCACCCAGCACAUAGUAGGACUUCCCAGUGGCCCCCAACCAGUUCACUCUGGCUCGAUGUUCAACCCUUCUCACUACCCCAACAGCACAUCAUCUCAGCAGUCUGUGCUGUCUCAGUAUGGUGGGCGCAAAAUCCUUGUCUGCUCGGUGGACAACUGUUACUGUUCCUCAGUAUCCAAUCACAGCGGGCAUCAACCGUACCCACGGUCAGGCCACUUUCCAUGGACAGUGUCGUCGCAGGAAUAUUCCCACCCCCUCCCACCUGCUCCCUCCGUACCUCAGUCGCUUCCGGGAUUGGCAGUGAGAGAAUGGAUUGAUGCAUCUCAGCAACACGGACGCCAGGAUUUCUAUAGAGUUUAUGGUCAGCCUUCCACCAAACACUAUGUCACCAGUUAACCAUCUGGUUUGGAUAGAAUCUUUAUUGAUUUUUGAAAGUUUUUUUGUUUUGUUUUUUAAUUAGCUUUUGUUGUCGUUGUCGUUUUUAAAUCAAACCCAUUUCCAUUAUUCCCUACCACUUGCCAGAAUCUGAGAGGGGCAUUGCUGUCAUCUCUGUCUUUAAUUUAAAUUUUUUUUUUUAAUCUUCCUUUGUAUCAGGAUGGGCGGGAGGGUGGGGGAAGCUGUGGAAAAAAAAUUUAACAAGAAUAUCAAUCAAGCAUCUAUUUCUGGAUCAUGUGACAUUGCUACUUUCCGGUUUGGAAAACUUUUAAAGGGACAGAUGAUCCUUUUCUAUUUCAAAGUCUCUGGGCUCUUUCGGUUUUGCUUUUUAAAAUUCUUUUUCGCCUCCCAUUUUUUUAAGAGGAGAAAAUUUCUAUCAUUGAUUCAUUAAGAAAUGACAUUUGUAGAUUUUUUUUUUAAAAGGCUGAUUUUUUUGUGUUAAAAGACCACGUAUCGUGCAUAUUGGCAUUUUUUUUCCUUCUUCUUUCAGAGAUUUGUAAAUACACAAUGGCAGGAAAUGAAAUGCACAAAAAAAGGGAAAAGAAACUUUUAAAAAAAGAAAUAAAAAAAUCUGUUUUAGUUUCCAGGAGGGAAGUGUGUGUGUCAAGAUGCACACAUUCCUUCCUGUGUUUCGUUGAUGCAACUUCCUCUAACAAGCACUUUGUAUUAAAAAAAAGUGGACUUCCUGUUAUAAGGUGCAGGUAUUUAUUCUGUAACCAAUUUUAGAACACACACAAAAAAUAUUCAAAUAAAUGUGAUCACUUAGUGCA
Messenger RNA from Podarcis lilfordi (Lilford's wall lizard), 66193 nucleotides. The record is from the annotation of a GenBank genome assembly. Lineage: Eukaryota; Metazoa; Chordata; Lepidosauria; Squamata; Lacertidae.